Porites evermanni is the source of this 65915-nucleotide messenger RNA. The record is from the annotation of a GenBank genome assembly. NCBI's taxonomy places the organism in Eukaryota, Metazoa, Cnidaria, Anthozoa, Scleractinia, Poritidae.
CGUGGUUUUUCCUGUCCAAGAUGGCGUCUGUUGUUGGCUGUCUUCUCGUUAUAGGCUUUUUUCAAGGAUCUGUGCUCGGUGAACAGCAACAAAACACACUCAACGUCCCGCAAGUUCUGUUAUCUUACGCUCCAAGAGGAUCUGUGCACACAAAUUUUACACUGAAAGCUUUGCAGGGCUGUUACCUGUGGUAGGUCGAAUUUUUGUGCAAAAUUGGCGCCAUUUUACGGUAUUAAGCUUAAUUAAACUUUAUUAAGAGUUUGACAAAAGCAGCGAGAGUCAUCUAUCAUGUUUUCCUAUAGGUUAUCUAACAGACCUGAGGUUGCUACUGUACAGCCUGUGUACAACAACGAGGAGGAUACAACUGGUAAGGGAGCGUUAUUAUUCAUCCACUCUAAAUUCGAGAUUGCUCCGAAUCUCUCAAUUUAGAAAAAGUUUUCUUGUUAUACGAGCAAAAAAAUUUAAAACAAAUCAUAGGAUAAGAAAUCUUUUUUCUGUAAUUUAAACAGGCAGUUUGAAUUUACGAGAACGAAAUCUUAUUCUAUGAUUUGUUUUAAAUGUUUUUCUUAAUGCCAAGCUGUAACAGUCUCAGGUGGUUGGGUCACGUCAAGUUUAGAGUAUUUACCUAAUCACAUACGGCCGAGCGAACGAAGAGAUAGUUCCUAGUCGAGACAGUUUUGCUCAGCUAGUGUUGGAUGGUUUCAACAAUGCAGACGCAUUAACCCAUUAAGAAUUUCAUUUUGAAAGUCUUGGAAUUUAAUUGUUGGCCAUGGAAAGUCAUGGAGAAUUGAAAUUAUGUUUGUUAGAUUAGUUCGUGCACACUCCAAAACAAGGAAAAAACAAGGACAAAACAGCUUUUAAAAAUGGCACACAUUUUGGUGGAGACUAAAGUGUUAUCUGUUGAAUUGAGUUAGGUAAAAAUACCCCAAAACAGGAUAGUUUUAAAAAUUUUCUUAAAUGACAGCUUUACCUAAAGUCAUGGAAAACUGGAAAAAAUCACAGAAGGUCGCUUUGAAUUCGAAUAUCACUCUUUCCUUUUUCCUUACUAAUUUGGAACUGUAACAAUAAAUAUGUUCAUACUCUCCUGUAGUUCCCUCGAAAUCCAUACCCCAUUCCCGGUAUACACAUUUUAAGACCAAAGGGGUAUGGCUUACAUAAGGAGUACCCCCAGCCCCCCCAGGUAAUACAUAACCCAGUAUAUUUAAGCUAGUGAAGUUUGUGCUGAGGUGCACACAAGCUUUAACUGAAAAACUAUGCAAAUUUAUAGUGAGAAUUCCAUCAUAAUGACAAUGGGUAAUUCCCAAAUAUCCAUAAGAUAUCCCAGGUGGCUUCCUAAUACAGUCAAUCCCCUUUGCCUGUGGAAUUUCAAGACUUUUGCCAUGAACUGAAUAUCAAAGAUUCAUAUGAAGUCUAGUCCCUGACAGUGACGAAGCUACCCAACUGGUUUGAAGUCUGUAGCUGAUGCGACUUGAGGGCGUCUUGCAAAGGUCCUGCCAAGUAAGCAUUUCUGGCUCAGUGGCCUCAAGGAAAAUGCAGUGUGUAUGAGAAGGGUUCAGAAGAGUGUCCAGAUGAGAUAGUAAAAACCAAAAAUUACCUUUCAAUCCACUGAAGUAUGCCGUUUGUAACUGGCGGUAACUUAUUGGCUGAGGUGAAGAAACAAGGCAAUAUUAAGGUUAUGAGACUAGGAGUGGAGUUAUACUGACCCCAGGUGAAAUAGACAGAGUAGGAGCUGCGACAAAAACUGAGCAAAUAGGGUAUGCAACUUGGUGAAAGUUCAUUGAUAGCCUUAUAUACUAACAAUAAGAUUUUGUGAAAGGUUUGAACCCAGGAGUAAUUUCAAAAGUAGGUUGAGUUUGAUCGUCGUCGUGAAUAGGACUGUUGUUGUUGACAGUGACUGACGUUUCGACAACCUGUGCGGUAGUCAUCUUCAGAGUCAAAGUGAGUUGUAUCACGUCAGUUGAUGUUAUUAUACUCUGGUUAUUGAUUUGAUUGGUCAAUUACAUGGUGAUGUUAUUGGCUAUGAAGACUCAUAAUCAGUAAUUGGUGCGUUUCGAUCCGUCUAUUGUCACAAUUAAACAGUCGUCUAUUGUCAGUCAAAUCAUCAUUCUCUCGUAGUUAGUUUUGUUUGAUCUCGUCAAUAAGUCGUUUGUACGGCACUGGUAACUGUUGGCUACGAUUCAGUGGCGUUUGUUCUAAGUUAGUAAACCAGCUUUCUAAAGUAAGACGUUGAUAGUGGUCUGUAGAAUACGUGAUACAUGUCGCAGAGUCCCAGUCAAUUUGAUGUUUCGUCUUUAAAUGGUGCUCAGCAAUGUGAUUGUUGACGUCACCAUUCUUCGUAGCUAGUUUGUGUUCGGUCAGUCGCUUGCUUAGGUUUGUGCUGGUUUCACCAAUGUAAGAAGCCUGGCAGUCGCAGCAUGUGAUCUUGUAUACUGCUCCCUGUCUGUCCUCCGGUUUGUCUUUGUCCUUGACAUUAGUAAGCAGUCGCCGUAAAGUGGUUAUUGGUUUGUGUGCAUCACGUAUAUUGUAAUGUUGUAAUAUACGUGCAAUAGUUUCAGAGGUGCCUCUGAUGUACGGUAUAGUCGCUGUCGUAACAGGGCCAGAGUUCGUCUGAGUGUUGGAAUCAGUGUUACUGUGAGUGUUCCAUCUAACAAAGUCCAUACAGUCCGUAAUAAUUAUGGUAUUCAACUGGCCACCAAUUUAAGUCUAUUAAACUGGUUGUUAUAGGUUCAUACAUGUACUUAGCUUCUGGGUGAAUGUUUUGAUGCACACUGCUCUAUUCUGAACUAGCUGUAGGUGGUUUAAGAGAACUUCAGGUAGUCCAUAUAGAAUCGCAUUACAGUAACUGAAGGUGGUAGUCACAAAAGCAUGAAUAAUUGCUUCAGUAAAUUCACGAUCCAAAUAUGGAUAUGUAGAAGAAGUGUUUGUGAGUUAGGAUGGACAAGUGCGCAUUAUCCUGGAAGUAAGCACAAGGGACCAGAAGGUUAUACACCUAUUAACAAGACUGUUGGAAGGGGGAGGAGGGGUGUAGAUGGACACAGAUCAGGCUUUGAGAGGGAGAGCUGUUUAUGCGAGAAUGCUGGUUAGGCAGCAACUGGUACAAUUUCAAGUUGAUUGUGGUGCAAGUCCAAAUAUUUUACGUCUGAAGUAUGCUGAGGGGGAACGCGACUUGUGUUUGCAAACACUUGUCAUGUGGAAUGGAACUAAAGUGAGGCCUGACGGUUCCUGUGCGUUGCCUGUUGUGAAUCGGAAAACUAAUGAGAAGUACAAGGUCCGGUUUCUAGUCAUGAAAGAGGAUUUGACCCCUCUGCUUGGCUUAAAUGCAACGCAGAAAUGAAGCUGUUAACUGUACACAAGGAAAACUUCAUUAAUGUCAUGGGGAAUGCAAAUGAUGAUCGCACAGCUAAUUACGCGGAUGUCUUUAACAAAGGUCUCUGAACACUUCCAGGAAACGUUCGCCUGCAAGUUGACCCAGAUUGCAAGCCUGUUAUCCUUCCAGCAAGAAAAGUCCCUGCGUCUGUUCGGGAGAAGUUCAAAGAAGAGCUCCAAAGGUUGGAAUGUCUUAAAGUAAUCACUCCUGUUGAUGAACCGACCAAGUGGGUUAGUCAGAUUGUUGUAGCUGUAAAGAAGUCCAGCGAACUGCGUGUUUGUAUUGACCUGCGAUCACUUAAUACUGUCUUGAAGAGGGAAAGUUAUCAAAUUCCCGUCAUUGAUGAUUUGUUGCCCGACUUGACAGAUGCAUGUGUGUUUACAAAGGUUGAUUUAGCCUCUGCUUUUUGGCAUCUGGAGUUAGAUCGCGAGUCUAGUAUGCUCACCACAUUUUGCUACGCCAUAUGGGUGAUAUCUUGGCUCUGCAGCGUGCCAAUGCAAAUGCAAAUGCAUAUCGUUAAAGUCUGCGUUGCAUUUAAGCCAAGCAGAGGGGUCAAAUCCUCUUUCAUGACUAGAAACCGGACCUUGUACUUCUCAUUAGUUUUCUCGCAUAGUUACUAGCCCAAAUGUCAUUUCUGCUAGCCCCAAAAGCUUUUUGACGAGCAGAAUUGAUUUCACGUUCUUCUGUUAUUCGAAUUCCUCAAAAAAACACCACUUGCCCGUCGGGCAAGUUAAAAACAGAAUUACCUAGCCCGAUAACAAAAUCCACUAGCCCCGCUAGAAGAACUGUUGUCCAUACUGAUCAUAAGCCACUUGAGUCAAUUUUCAUGAAACCACUUUAUCGCGCUCCUAAGAGGUUGCAAGGAAUGUUGAUCUGUUUGCAAAAGUACGAUUUGGUGGUACAGCGCGAGAGGGGAAGCAGAAUGUUCUUAGCGGACACUCUCUCUAGAGCUUAUCUUCCCUUGUGUGCGCAGAUUGAGUCAGAGUUUGAGAUAAUCAACAUGAUGAAUUACUUGCCAAUAUCUGAAGCCAGGCUACUGCAAAUUUAGCAGGAGACAGAGCAGGAUGAAUCGCUUCAAGUUCUAAAGGCAGUGAUUCAGCAUGGCUGGCCUGAAAAUAAGAGUACCCUGCCGCUUCUAGCCUCUCCUUACUUCGAUGUGAGAGAUGAGCUGUCUGUACAGGAUGGUCUGAUUUUUAAGGGAGAAAGGGUAGUGGUACCCAAGGCUGCUAGGAGUGGUCUCCUAAAAAGUAUUUACAAUUCGCACCUUGGAGUUAAUGGUUGCCUUAACAGAGUACGUGAGUCAGUGUCUUUAUUGGCCUGGGAUGACAGGAGAUAUCAAGAACUAUGUGUCAACAUGUGAAGCCUGCGGAAAGUACGAACAGGGUCAAAGGAAGGAAACACUCACCAGCCACGAAGCACCUAGUCGGCCGUGGCAAUUCGUUGCAGGAGACCUAUUUGAGUUAAAUGGAAAAGGUUACCUUGUGACUGUGGACUAUUUUAGCGAUUUCUUCGAGCUCGACCAUCUGAGAAGUACAUCCUCUGUCUACAUCAUCAAGAAGCUUAAAGGUCAUUUCGCGCAACAUGGCAUUCCCGAGCAACUCGUUACUGAUAACAGGCCACAGUUUGUCUCGCGCGAUUUCCUGAAAUUUCUAAAGAGUGGGAUUUUGAGCACAGAACCAGCAGUCCGCAUCAUGGUCAGUCAAAUGGAAAGGCUGAGUGCGCCGUUAAGCAAGCAAAGAAAAUUUUGUUAAAGUGCAGCAAGACUGGUUCACACGCGUUUCUUGCUUUACUGGACCACAGAAACACACUGCCUGCGAGUAUGCAAAUCAGCCCAGCACAGCGGCUAUUUAGCAGAAGGACAAGAAGUCUCCUCCCGAUGACUGCCAUCUGUUUCAGACGAGGACGUGACACAUACCAAGCCGCCAACAGCAACAAGCCAAGUACUACAACAGAGGUGCACGAGAUCUCCAGCCCUUAGAGCCCGGAGAUACCGUGCGAGUUGAGCCCUGGCACGCGGGAAGAAAAGAGUGGCAAAAGGGUGUCGUAAAGAGACGCAUUGACAAAAGAUCUUACGAGGUUGAGUUGCCUCAAGGACUCCUUCGACGAAAUCGUGUUGAGCUAAGCAAGUCCAAUGAAGCGCCUAUCAAAGUUGAAGAUGACGACAUCAUAGAGGCGCGCGAGCAGUCAUCCACAGAGACACGCGAAGAUACGCGCGAACAGGCACCUCCAGAUACACGCGUGGAAACAUUUGACCAGCCGCACGAUCUGUUGUCUUCGGUGCCGGACGUACCUAAGUAGCCCAAUCCUUUACAGGCACCGGGAAGGUCCACACACGUCCGUCAGCCACCCAAGCGUCUACAGGACUAGGUGCUUGCUUAAGCCUAAGAACUCUUUCCAAAGAACUGAAUUUCAUUAAUAUGUGCUUAGUCGUUUGUUUUUUAUUUUCCGUUAAGUCGUUUUCUUAUUUCUCUAUAAAAGGGAGGGUGUUAUAAUAUUGUAAUUUUCAUGCCCUGUGUUGAAUUUCUUUGCACAUGCUGCUAGACUCAUUAUAUAUUCAGUUUUGUUUGUACCUUUGGGGCACUUGAUAGAGAUUAAAAUGUCUGUUCAGUAACUGCUUGAACGUGUAGUUUGCUGUGUUAUCACACUGAGUAUAUCCACUAAAGGAUAACAAUGUUUUGGAAAUUUUUUGUUAUAUUAUAUAAUUUUUUUAUUUACUGUGAUAUGUAUAGUUAUUUUUAAAGGUUAUGUAAUGCUGUUGUCAUUCUUUGCCAGGAAAAGUAAUAAAGUCAAGUUUUCUUAGCAGUGCUUAUAUAAAAAGGAAAUAAUAUGAAAUGGUACAUAAAUAUAUCAUAAAUUUCUGUAACUGAGACUGAUAAUGUCUUUUCUUUCAAUGCUACUCUGCUACCAGCCUGUAACAAAAUCAAUUUAAUGCUGUGUUCUAAAGUAAUUAGACUUCAAUUAUUGAAAGUCAAGGAAAACAUCCUGUCCAAAAACUCCAUGGUCAAAUAAGGCUAACUGAUUCCCACUUUUCACAUCACUUGUAUCCCCUUUGAAAGUCUUUUUAGCUGUUCUCUUCCUGUGUCAUUUUCUCAGCAGCCAGACAGUUUGGUAGAAAAUGUUCAAGAGAAGCUCUAGUUACUGCACAGGCAAGGCUUCCAGAGAGACAAAUGACUGAAAUCUUAGCAGAAGAGGAAGGUAAAAUUUCUUUACUCAAAAUGAUUGUCUUUCUUUAAGUGAAAGUUACUGGUAUUAUCUGGCAAGUGGACUUUUAGACUUUACUAUAAUUACCUGCUCAUUAUUAAACAGUCGUGAGGUGUGUACGGCAUUACUCAGCCAAUCAGGUGUAAGAAACUAAACCACAAACAAAUAUAGUACUUAUUUGUGGUGUUGUGUCCUGAUAUUUGUUGUAUUGUAUGCAGUCACAACACAAUAAAGAGUUUGAGUAAUUGUCAAGAGUAGAGAGUCAAGAGUCUGAUAAAGGCAAGUCGGAAGUCUGACAUAAGACAUACUCAAUGCUUAGAGAAAUAAAUAGUUACGUUGAGUCGUUGUUUGUGUUCAGUUGUGUUCUCAGCUGAUGUUUUUUUAUCCUUAUAUUUCGGUGGUUGUCAAUAUUUACUGUCUUCUUCGGUUCAACAUUUCCCACAAAAUUAAAAAAUUGAUAACAACAACCUGAAAUUUCAACAUUGAAAGGAAGUAAAAGGAAGUCUGCAUGGACUCCCAAAGUGGUUUUUGUGGUUACGUCACAUCAUCCGGCAACUGCCGUCAAGUUACAUUUUUGCUCUUACCUCUUUUGUAGGAUGACAUCGGAGGUCUUUUAAAAAUUGUUUUUAGCAGAGGCUGAUUUUCUCUUUGACUCCAGUUUGCCAUCAAUGUCUUUUUAUUAGAUCUUGUACCGCUGGGUGAUAUGUUGUAACGAAAGGAAAUAGUCUCUCUAUACUUUUUUGCUUUUGUUUUAGUGCCGAUUGUCUUAUAAUACAGUUUGUUUAGGAUACCUGCGUGCUUCAAGGCAUUGUUAAAAGUUCACAAAGCACUCUUUAAAUAUUUUUGAAGAGUUUGUUCUAACCAUUCUUAUUGCUUCACCUGUAAUAAAACCUCUUUUUACCCCCGGAGGGUGGUAAGAGGUAAAGUGUGUACAUGUAUAUUGCAAGGUUUUGGUCGGCUUAUAGUGGGUUGUGAUGUCCAAGAUGGAUUUCUCUGUGAAUCGCUCUCUUUUGAAAACUACAUGUAUGGUGAGUUUCAAGGAAAGUUAUUUCAUUCUUUGAUAUUUUGGCCGUGAACUUUAUUGUGAGAUGGAAUUUGUUAGUUUCUUUAAUAAAUCGUGUUGGAAGUUGUGUAUUUUUUGCUUUAUACUUUAGCAGUAACAAAGUGCAUCUCACUGCUGUUAUUCAGGGAACAUGGCGAAAUAAGUUAUUUUUUAUCAAUUAUACAUAAAUUAUUAUUAUCAUUAUUAUUAUUAUUAAUUAUCACAAUUAUAAUUAUUUAUUAUUUCACACUCUUGACAUAUCACUCUCGACAAUCACUCUUGACAAUUACUCAGACUCCACAAUAAAUAUUUCUGAGUUACAUUACACACAGGUUUUAGUUGUACAAAGUAUUUCAGGUGUUCUCAGGUUUUUUAAGUUUUGAUCAGCUAUAACAAAUAUUAUUAUGUACAUACCCAUUUAGCAGCUCGCGGUGAAGAUAUCUGCCUGUACAUUUUAGAUUACAUUUCAUGCCUGUAUUGGAAUGGACUACAGAAUGACUGAUCUACUGCAAAAUUCAGGAGAAGCCAAGGAAAGAAUUGCUAACAUUACUUGAAAGAAACAUUUAUGUAUCUGUUCUAUACAGUUGAAAAAAUAAUGCCAUGUGGUAUGUUUAUGGCGGUUAGUCAUUAUUUCCAUUUCGGUCCACACUUGUGAACUCCUCUCAGAUGAUCAGCAGCAAUAUCUGGUGGGAGGUAGGGGUAUUUAGCAAAGCUUGUCAGCUACUGGAACAGUUCACUGUCUACAGGCCAGCUGGUCUCACUGGAGGUCCUCUGAGAUCCUGAGAACUCAUCAUCCUUAGCUGCAGUUAUUAAGAGCACUACGACUCUUAAAUCAAAAUGUCACAAACUUAUUCAACGUUGUUAUCUCUUUAGUGACAAGUAUGAUUUUGCGAAGUGAUGUCUUUGUGGACACUAUCAGUAAGAUCGAGAUCUUAACUACCACAAGAGAGUUGCUGCUUGGAGAACCUCCAGAAGUUUGUCAUAUACAGGCAUUUGACACUGAAGGUAACAAUAACAUCUUUAUAUAGCAUUGUUUAAAGAAUUAACAAUGUAACCUUUCUAGUAAAUUUAUCUCUACCACAUCUGUUAGAGUCGUUUUUCAGAAAGUGGGGAUUUAACACAGUUGACAGUUUCUCUCAGUUGUGUCAGACAUCACCAGAUUAGAAAGGGUGGUGUAAUAAUGGAUAAAACAUUGUCUUGAAAAGAGCUUGUGAGCACAGUGGAUAAAAAGAUCCCCUCUAGAUUAGUAUUAGUGUUUCAAGGGCAAAAAGUCCUACCAAAUUCUGCUUGCAUGGUUGUCUAGAAUAGCUCCUGUGGUGUGUAUAAUUGAGGGCCAUUGCUGUCAAGUUGUAUUAGGCUGGCACCAUCUCUAUGCCAUAACUUCCUAAAAUCUGUACUUGCUUAAUAUCAAAUAAUGCAUCUGCUGAAUGGCAUGUUAUCUGCGGAGCCAGACUCUGUUUAAACCUGCUCUUUUAUUGCUAAACCAGAUUUUCUGUAUAAAUAAAUAAACUAAUUAAUUAAAUAAAAUUGUCCUCAAUUAUUUUGCCUUGUCUUUACUCUUCAACCGCUGUAGUUCAUAAAAGUGAGAGCAAAAUGUUCAAAACUCAAGUGAAGCCAUAAUCUACAAGCAACUGGUUUUACUGCAAAGCAGUGAGCAGUGUUUUGCUCUGCAUAGGAGUGUUGCAUAUUGGAUUGUACAAGCAUACAUUUACUUUGUUUAUAAGUUACGCCUGCAUUAGAAAUCACUUAAAUAUGUUAUUAGAAGGUUGAACAGCAAGAGAUUCCUUCUGGGUCUAUUUUCUUUUUGUUUCCUUUGGAAGUAAAGGGGUAGGCAGGGAUCAGGAAUUGGAAUUCAAGCUUUCGCCGAUCAACAGCAUAAUUAUGUAAUAAGAAGCAGGGCUGUGCUCUAGCAGAGCUCAGUGGCCCCUGGCACCUAACUUUUGCUCUUGGGCGGCUGGGAAAUACAAAUCAUAUGCUGGGCACCCUUGAUUUUACAGGUUCAGAGCACUGGGCUCCCCUCAGUUUUCCUUAGAGCACAGCCUUGGGAAGGUCGAACAGCGAGAAAUUACAUGAUACCAUUAAUCGGUGAAAACUUGGUUUCCAAUUUUACUUUUUAAAAGCCGCAGUUUAUUAAGGCCACGUCAUUAGAACAAUAUUUUUUAUUUUUAAUCAUGCUACUGAAGGACAACAUGAACAGAUUAAUAAAACUUUUUACUAGGGUACAUUUUCUCUAUUGUUUUAGGGUCUGAAAGCAAAAGGUACACUUGUAAAUUACACUUGUAAAAGUUUUGUUAAAUUGACCCCUGGCUUGUAAAAGAUGGGGGAAAUCCCCAGCCCUUAGAACUUAAUGAAAGUACCCUAAUUUGCCAUACGAAAUACAAGGUUAAGCAGCAAAUAGUUAAAAUGAACUUCUGGAUUGUUGCUUUUGGAACAGGUAAUGUGUUUUCUAGUCUGGAUGGUGUUGAAUUUGUUUGGGAACUUAAAACUGUGGAAGGAGUUGGAUCAGUUAAUGCUGAGUCUGUCUUACGGUGAGUUAUGUACCACAGGGCUCCUGGCACAGUCCUGAAAAGAAUGUGUAUAAGUUGUUUAAAAUUAAUAGAACCUUGAGAAGUGCUUAAAUUCUCUAAAAAUUAUUGGAAAAUCUUUGAGAUACAUGUAAGUAAUGGUGUAUGGAAGAAUUAAAGAGAAUUUUUAUCAGCAUGGAUCUUAGCAGUGUUCUUCCUUUCUAAUAAAAAUUGCUCAGCAAUCUGCAAAAGUGACAAAAUAACUUCAGUAUAUGUAUCUUACUAACAACAACAACAAGAACUACUUUAUUAUUUUGUCUGGGUGGUUUACAGACUGAAAUUAACAUACUAUACAUGUACAUGUAGCUAACUACUAAACAAAGGUAAGUUAACAGUUUGCUGAAGUACCGUGUAUCAUAAAUUAAAGAAAACUAACAUGAUUGACACUUGUGAUGAUCUAAUUAUGUUACUCACUCCUUUGUUUGUUGUUUUCCUUUCAGGUUUAUGCAGUUUGAGUUUUCAAGCUAUGAAACCUGUCCCGAGAUAUAUUCUUUGGAAGAGAAGGUUUUUAUUGUUCAUAUACAUGUGUACAUAGUAUCUACUGGUACACGUGUGUGGGCUGAAAAUAGACUUUACAUGUAGUUGUCUUCUGAAGUACAGUGUAUAGUUGGGUAGUAUUAUAGAGGAUUCUUUCCUUGAAUAAUUAAUUUUAAUAACUAAUUACAGUUUUAUGCUGUCUUAAAUGGUAGGAAAGACUGAUACAUGUACAUGUUGACUGGUAAUUCUUUGUUGUUGUUGUUUUUUUCACACGAAAGUGCUUGUUAGGGUGACACCCCAACCCCAGGAGUAACAAAAUAUUAUUAUGACUUCAUCCUCACUAAUGGUAAAAUGCAUGUACAUGUACAUGGAACAAAAUACAUGGAACAGGACCCUGAUAUUUUCCCCCUGUUUUAACGAUAAUGAGAACUUUCCAUUCACUUUGUUCACUUUGAUAUAAUUAUUAGGGUUGCACUGAUUUUGUUGGAAUGGGGACUUGGUAGGGAUUCUCUGAGUUUUCAUUUAUCCAAGAUACAUGUACCAGUACAGUAAUUACUAACUAUGGGAAAUAGCGGUGCUUUGUGUUAUUUCUUAAAACUUUAAAAUAACAAAAAUGUAGAUAUAAUGGCUCACUACAGCACAAUCUAAACACAAAUGGACAUCCAACCAAUAAGUUUUUGGGAGCAACAACAACUGCCAGUAAGUGGGGAAAAUGUUACAAUCUACAUCUGUAUUAAGAUUUUGGUGCUUGUGACAGCCACCAAAUUGUAGUUGUACAUUCACCCAAGUGAAUUCAUUCCUUUUCACUAAAAGGAGAGCUCAGUUUAACAUGAUACUUGAAUCUGAUUGUUUAGGGUCCUGUAUCAGUACUACUGACUCUGAUCAUUACAGGUACUAUCUUUAUUUAAGGGCUCUCGUGGAAGCAGUAUUGUUGUUGAACCAAUAAACACUGGAACGGCGAUUGUCAAGGCAAAACUUAAGGAUAAAGCCUUUGCUGUAAGUGAUUUUGUUCGAAUAGCAGAAGAGUGUUAUUACAGUAAAAUCCUGCCCUACAACCUCCCCCUGUACGUGACUAACUUGUUACUGCAACCUCAUUUUUUUGCCCUACACUUAUAUUUUCAACUCUUAAUAUUUGAAAAACCUUUAGUAUGAUCAACGCUCAAAUGCAACCAGAGUUUCGUGGCUUAGCCUGCGUAGCAGGCCCUUGGAAGUAGUGGGCGGAAGAAAAAAACGGGCGCGCAAGAAGGAGAUACGCGAGGGGAGAGGGAGCGCCUGCCCGGAAGGCCCAUGAAAAUCAUCUCCCACACCCAACCUGAUUACCUGGCAGGCGUUGCGUGACAUCAAAAGUUUUGACAGACAUUUCUUACUAAGCAGACCUAAACUUCAGAACUGAAACUGUACCGAGACGUUUUCUACUGUAGUAAUGAGACAUAAACAACAGACCUCAGGUUGACUCUGAACGGCGAAUAAUACAAUAGUGAAAGGUUUUUUCAAAUUCAUGCCCCUGGUAAGUGUUUCAUUUCAUCAAUCUUUAUCAUGUCCAAGUUUAGAUGGUAUGCGUUCCAUCGACAACACAAGCCGCCAAGUUCUCCUGAGCAAAGAAUAUUUCUUCUGAUCUUCAUUGCAACGAUUCGACAAAUCUUUGUCUUCUGCCGCUUCUGUUAAUGCGUAUCUGAUGUCAGUUCUUUCCAUUGUGAAUACCGUUUGAACACUCCAACUUUUCUUUGAGAUUACAGCCACAUAGUCGCAUUAAACCAGAUUGAAGUGACCUCCGAGACCUGAACUUUGAUUGUAUACAAAAUAGUGGUUUCAGGAGCUAGUGGUGUAAUAUAAGACCUUCACUACGUUGUCCAUGUACUAUUGAUUGACAGUUUUCUCACCCCGCUUGGUACAUUUUUCCCUCGGGGGCCUCUCGACCAAUUGGAAAUAUCCGCACUCACAGAAUGCGAGUGGCAAUAAUUUUCGGGGGCCUUCCGUGCAGGCGCUGCCUCACCCCUUGCGUGUCUCCCUUGCACGCGCCUGUUCUCUCUUUCGUCCUCUACUUCCAAGCGCCUGCUAUGCAGGCUAUUCGUGGCUUUUUUUGGUCGCUUAAACAGGGUUUCACUGUGUUAAAUGUAUUACAAAGUGAAACUUUUGCUUGCAAUGUCAUGUGUCCUAACUUGGAUAAGACAUCAUGACCGUUCAAAUAACAAACCCAUUGCAGUACUUGAAGCUUUUCAGUGGUAACAGAUUAAAGUGAUGUGGGAGUAUAGUUAUUUUCUGACAAGUUUUUUGCAAAUGUUUAGAAUGUACCUCCGGCUCAAGUAAAGCUUAUUGUACUGGAUAAUGUGAUGUUGGUACCAGGACAUGAUAUGUACAUUCUCGUUAACACGUCAAUCACAUACAGCGUCAUCAGGUUGCGACAAGGCAGGGCAGCAGGUUAGGUUUUUGUUGUCUAGUUACUGUAGCAAUGCAUAGCGGAGCUCCACACGCGCAAGCAGAGCCCCAUAGCUAAGAAAAUUGGUUCUCUAUCCGUGCAAGAAAAUUUGGCAGUCACGUGACCACAUGUCUGUUAGUCCAUCAAUCUGUCCGUACCACAGGGGAACCAAUGUUAAAUCACAUUUUCUAGCUGGUGUGGGAGCCUGCAACCUGAUAGUGCACAUCCAUAUUGUGGUCAAUUGACAGCUGUCAAAACAGGGUAUCUGCUGACCAGUGUCACAUGACCGUAUCACAGGAUCAGGUGUCGACCCUUCAAGUUUGCAUGCUUUUUUAAAAUUAUCUGCUGACAAGUUACUGAUUUUCAAAUGAUCGCAGGCUCAAGUUAAAUUUUUUUUCAAUGCACAGGCAAUAAGUUGUGUCCAUAAGCCAUGCUAUUUAAGUUUUGAUUUCAAACUGACUUUAGACUCGAAAAUUCAGCUAGUUUUUACAGGCAGGGAAGGCAGUUGCUUUUGGCUUUUCUCACUGUGGUCACUUGUUGGUUAUGCUCUACAUCCCAUUUUCAUCUCUGAUUGGUCAAAAUUUGAUAGGUGAAUUCAUGUCAAAAAUCUAUGCUGCAUCUGGAAACUUGUUUACUGAUAGCUGAAGCUGACAGAGUUUUGUGUCAUCGGAUGAUGUUAUUAACUGUCUUUUUCCUCGUUUUCCCAUGAACCAAAACUGACAUUAUAUAUUUCCAAAAAAGUCAUUAGUUAAAGCUUUCAGCACCAUGAAGCACUCAUUGUCAACAAUAAGAAUAAAUUACAGUGGCGAAAUGAAAAUAAGCUUAUGUGAAUUAUUAGUAGGUACACAGUCUGUAAGACUAAUCCGGAACACAUUAAAUAUCAUUAUCGUACACAAUGUAUUUGUCCAGUGCCUCCAAAUAUAAUGAUUUCUGGUGUACAUUCUUUUGUACAUUCAGGUUCACGGAUGUUUAGCAUUGUAUAACCUUUAAUGUUCACGUUACGCACACAACAGAUAAACACAUACAGUGCAGAUAAACUUGCGAAGAGUGGAAUAAUUAUUGUUUUUUUUUAAGUAUAGUUCCUUUGUAUUAUACUCAGAUUAUAUUUAUUCUGGGCUGAGGAAUUACUUUAUAUGCAGGGAAAAAUGCAAAACUUGAAAAUUAACUACGGAAAGUGAGCAUAUUUAUAAUUUUGUGACUGGAAGUGCGUGAACCCCGAUGUGUAUUUCAAUGUGCGAAUUGUAAACAACGGUUAUAGUUGCAUUUCACCCAGGAUUUCAGAUCAAAGUUCCGCAAUACACAGUAACUCGUUACAUACUAAUAACAACAGAAAAACUGAACAGCAGGGAAAUUUUAAUUUAUUUCAUUUUCAAUGCAAUCGAAUGUGACCUGUUAACUCCCCAAUCAGUUCAGGCAUUUCAUGCUCUGAACCAGAACGUGCUACAUUACUUGCAUGUGAGACAAUUUCCGGUAACCUUAACGGCAGCUUCACCUUUAGCCCUGGCUAAAUCUAUAUAUCAGAAUACUGCUAUGGUUAUUGAAAAAGUCCUGGUUUUAAAUGAAGAUUUAUGGAGUUUUCACCAUCCUGUUUCGCUCACCUCUCAUCUGAUUUCAUUUUCUUUAACAGUUGUUCCAAUGCCAUCUUCACAGUUUGAGUUUAAACUGAGCAAUACCUCUGUGGCUCAACUAGAUGUCAAGAAGUCAAGUGUGUUGGGUGUUAAGCUAGGCUACACAAAAGUAACUUUAGAGGACAAAAGUAUCCUUUGUGAUUUAAAUAAAGAUGAAGCUGUCAAAUUCCGGUGUGCUAAUGUCAAUUGGUGGUUCCAGAAAAUAUCAUACUUGUACUACAGAAGGCAUCUCAGAAUUUUGAAGGGGAGGGGAGGGGUCAGUGAACUGGAAUUCCGAGUCAGUGGUGGGCAUCGUUGGACUGCAAUUCCAAAGGCUUGGGGGCAGGGGCUUUCAGCUCUAGAUCUCCAAGUCAAGCCAGGGCUCUGAUGGUAUGCUGUAUUGGGUGGAGUUGCAAAAGCCUAAGCCCACUCACAUUUGUUUUUUUUUUUUUUAGUUUUCAUUUGUCACGCAAUGCCUGAUGAUCCCUACUACUUGCAAACUCGUGUGAUGGUUUAAAACAAAAACUAAGUUAUGAAAGUACAGUCAAGGCUGUUCACUAUUCUUUUAACAAAUAAUAUUUAUGUGCGUGCUUAUUCGAUAACCUGAAACCAGUGAAAGGCACUUAACAUUAGCAAUCCAAACUUAUGUCAAAGAAGCUGCAGGAAGUGUGUUGGGGCUUGUUUUAUGGUGUUUUUCAAGAAUGUCCCCCUUGCUUUCACUUUCCAAAUCAUGGACUUUGGCAGAUUAAUAAAGAAAGACGAAGAGCUUGUUUGAUCAGGUCUUUGCAUUGGUCUUUCAGAAAUAUUAAUGCAAGUUUAUUUUGGAGGAGUGAAUAGAUAAAAAGGUGGUUGAAAGUUAGAGAUGUUGGAAGAAAAGACGGAAAUUCCUGAGGAGUUUGGAAAUUUAUAGAAUUCCAAAGGCAUGAAGUUAGAACAGUUUGGAAUUACAAAGGCAAGGGAGGAUUGAGCCUUUUCGAAGUUCCAAUAGCAGGGGAGAUAUAGAUGAAGUGUAUGUUCUGGCCACAGGAAGGACCUUCCUUAUAGUUUCUGAUCUAAGGCACGCCUCUUGACUGCUACGUAAAAGGCCGCCAUCCUUCACUUUAUCCAGCAUUCCCCCUCCAGGUCUUCAAAGUGGUCUCUUUCCUAUUAUUAUCCCUUUAAUAACUAAUCGAGCAACAUCACCAUGCCGUAGGGUAUGAGCAAGCCAGACUGUCAUCUGUUGAUUACAGAAAUGUACGCCCUCUCCUUAACGACGCACCUCAAUACUUCUUCGUUACAGACUUUGUCAGACUAGGAAAUGUUGUAGACCUUUCUCCAAACUGGGCCACCUUUCACAGCUCUCCAGCCUUCGUAUGUCCUUUUUCUUCAAGUUCCACUAUUCGGCUCCAUACAGAAGAGUGCUCCAAGUGACAGUCCAUAUAAUUCUCUUCUUCAGGCAAUUAGGCUGAAGGCUUUUGUCAUCAGUUCUUUUCUUUUAGUAAAUGUGUUCUUUGCUAGGGCUAUUCUCGAUCUAACUUCCUUCUCACAGGAUCCAUCCUAAGUGAUAAGGCUCCCAAGAUAGUUAAGAUGCGAGUCGGCAAAAGAACGUAAAAUGAAAUAAAUAAAUAAAUAAAUAAAAGGUAGCGCCUAAAGGAUAUAAGGAAGGAAUUGCAGCAGCAAUUGUUGGAACGCUAACAUAACAAGGAAAUGUUACCUUGACACAAUAUUCAGAUAUGCUGCACAUUCACAGUGUUCAUCAACCUGCUGCUGGAGUUUAUGUGGUUGAACCAGCAUUCUUAGGUUUGUAACAACUAUAGUAGUACAGGCGGUUUACUCUAGCAGAUCUUACUGGGCACUUCGGGGGCUGGCAAGUCGUCUUUUUUAAGACAGUUAUCUGUGAGAAAAUUGUGGAACAUUUAAGAAUAAAAAUCAACGAUAAAAAUUUUUUGAAUGACGUUUCGAUGACUCUCUUUGAAUGCUUGAUCUACGAAAUGCUUUUUAUCCAGGAAAAGAAACCCAAACUGAACACUCAAUCAGACUCAAUAAAAGCGAAACUAUUUAGUACCUAAUUAACACUCACUACAUUCCACAUUGUAGUUUUUAAUCACGUGCAACGAGACUUCACACGCAUUCUUAAUAUAUAAAGAACUUUUAACAAUCUAACUCUUUAGAAUUUGAAAAUGAUGAGCGAGUCAUCGAAACGUCAUUCAAAAUUUUUAUCGUUGAUUUUUAUUCUUAAAAUUGUGGAACAGCAAGGAUUUAAUAUUGGUACAUAUUUUUUAAAGUUAAGUGUUAUCUUAACAAUUGCCAUUAUGAUCAGAAUUAUUGAGAUCUCUUUGCUUUUGUAAUUCUUGAACUACGUUCGUAACAUUAAUUAGUGAUGUUAAAUUAAAAAGGAAGCAAAUUCUUGAGCUUUUGUUACUUCACUGAGAACCAGCAUUCUGUACUGUAACCAGCUAUUUAAGCAUAUGAAGUAUUUUUCGCCUCCAACUUUACAUUAUCAAAGUACAUAGAAUUAUAACUAUAUCCACUUCUCAGGUUUUAGCAUCACUCCACACUCCGACUGGUUUCUUGAAGUUGGUGUUGAAUAUGAUGUGUCUGUGCAACUUUACACACACGAGAAUCGCAAGAUCUAUAUCACAGAUGUAAGUACAGCCUGACAUUUGCCCCUCUACUAGCUGCUCUAGCCUGGUUGCUCAGUUUCCUGCAGGUACAUGUAUUUUUAAAAGUCAAUUAGCCGGAACCAGUUAGUGGGCCAUUUCAAGCGUGGUGGAAGAGAUGAACCCUUAAGGACCAAGAAACAAAUGCAACUUGUGGUCAGGACAUGUCUCAUACCCUCUGAACAGUUUGCUGCUUGACUACGCUGCUAGGGCUUUCAUGUAAAAUUUCACUUCUCCCGAGUAAUUAAUCAUCAGUAAGCAAUUAUUUUAUUUAUUGUUAAUGUGCCUUCUUGGAUGCUGAAUUUAAAAUUUAAAGCAGAAGACUUGGCUACUAAAAGAUGAAACUUUGAGAAUCCUGUGAUUCACACAAUUCUUACACAAGCCUGGAUUUUUAAACCAAUUUUAGGAACUUGACUAAUGUGCAGUGCAAGAUGUUAUGUCCUGAUUUUAGUUCUAUUUCUUUUGAUUAAUUAGAAUAUUCAGAUUGUAGCUUCCUUUGAUGAUGCAUACUUUAAAGAAUUGUGGUCAUCAAAAAAUGGCUCAUUCUACCAUGUCAAAACACUUCAGAAAGGAAAAACAGUACUGACUGCUCUUCUCACAAGUAUUAAGGUAAGAUCCAGUGCCUUUCAUUCCUCAUAUAACCAUUUAACUGUAAUUGUCCUUGUUUACAAUGUCUGCCUGGACCAGACGGCCAUGAUAGUGAAUGAAACUAUCAUCAACUAUCAUUUCCUAUCAAUGACAUUAACUAUCACUGACUAUGUAUAUUAUAUUUAAUAUUAAUAUUAAAGGCAGAUCGAAAGGGUGCUCUUACCAAGAAACUGAGUAAUCAGAAAUAUACUGCAAAUACAGUUAGAGCUACAAGAAUGGAUGAAAGAUGAUAGUCAUUAUUGAGGAAUCUUUAUUGUGAUAAUCUUUAUUGUGGGACUAAUUAAACUAACUUCACAUAACAAAAAACACGAAAUAAGAAACAAAUACCACAAAUUCUUGUGGCUACACUUAAUAAAGGGGAGAAAAAUCACAGAAAUCAGUUAAAUCAUUCUUGCUGAAAAACGGCAUUCAAACAUGUAACCAGCUGCCUAUUAAAUAGGUUCAGGCCACCUUAAAUUAAGUUUUAUUCAUUUUUUCUUGAAGGUUAUCAAAACAAAAAUGUACUUCUGUCCGAUACCAUGGUUCGUGUUAACAGCAAUUAUGAUAAUCUUGAAUUCAAUACCCUUACUACAUAAAAUCUGGCGACACUUAAGCGAUUUUUUUUAGAAAAAUCGCUAAAUUUAAAUGCACCAAAAUUAAGUGUCGCUAAAUUAAAGUGAGUACAAUAUGAAAUUCCGCCAUCUGGUUAGUUUCAUACACAUGCUAUUUGACGGUCGCUUGUGACGUGUAUCAUUAACUUUAAGUAAAAGUGUACCUUAAAUAUGAAUGAGGACAGCAUUAAGAUAUGACAUUACAGCUGCGGUUUCUUUUGUUUCGUUCAAAAUUAAGUUUCAGAACGUUGUAUGUUUUUGAUUUAAAUGAAGCCAUUGAUGUUUGUAAUUUUAUCACAUAAAUGUUCUAUGGCCGUCGUAAAAGUUUUGAAUACCUUAAUUCGCCAAAGUUUCAGUUCGUGAAAUCGCUAAAAUUAAGUGACUUAUGUUCCAAAAUUUACGAAAAAUCGCUAAACUAACAUGUCGCUAAAAUUUCACGUAAUAAGAUAAUUCAAAGGCUGCGUGCAAACAGACGCAACAAUUCCCAACAUUGUUGCUCCAACAAUGUUGGGACCUGCAGUGCAUCGUGGGAAGGAUACAACCCAUAAGUCUUUGUAAACCAUGCGUAAUGAGCGUGCGUGGCCCCAACAAUGUUGGAAGAGCUGUGCAAACGGAUCCAACAUUGUUGCGCUACGCUUCGGCGAUCACGGAACAAAAAAAAAUUUCGGAGUUGUUAGCAGAAAAGUUUGACCGGUUUCAAACUUUGUGCAAGAACAUGCAACAACAUCCAACAACAUGCAGCAGGGUUUGCAAACGGACGCAACAUGUAACAUCCAACAAUGUUGGGAGUCGUUGGCCAACAAUGUUGCGUCCGUUCGCACGGGGCUUAAGCCUGUAUAUAUAACUGGUAACCAACGUAAAAAAUCUGUGGGGUAUUAUGACAGAACUCUUCUGGCUUUGUUCCAAACAGGCUGAACUCUUUCUUUUGAAUUGCUAGGCUGAACUCUUUUUCUUUUAAAUUAUAAGCGAGUUUGAAUAGUCUUAUCUCUAAAUUCAUAGCUGAGUUAGCAGUAUUGUGUCCUUGGUGUUAUUUCAAUAUUAUUGUUGUUUCUUCAAUACAUGGUAGAUACUUGGAACAGAUACCAUCCAUACAUUUGAGCAUCCAAUCUCAGGACAGCAGGAAGCUGAGAUUUUUGACCCAGUGGUUGUUAACCCUGAGAUUGUACUUUUCCCAUGGUAUCCGGCACCUCAACAGAAUGUUGCUGCUCCCAAUCAAUACCAGUUUUUGUUGCAGGUAAUAAUAAUAGGAUGUAAGAUUGUUAUUUUAGCCAUUUUUUGAUUAUAAUUUGCCUCCAAAUUAUUGGGUGUAAGGUUCUUACACUCACUCAGUUCUCAUUCAGACCCACGUUUGUUUAUCACCAUGUAAGAAAAUUUUAAAUUAGUUCAUGAUCCAGUAAUAGUCUUUAUUUUAGGUGACAUGAUGUUGUGUUUGUGAAAUUUGCCACCCCUUUAUUGCAAUUACUCCCUUGAAUUGCUUUCCAGUUUGGGAUUUUUUCUGGUAACUUUUAGGUUCAUUUUUGGACUGCCCUCUCAGGUUUUUUUAAUUUUAAAAUCCCACAGAAUAUUGUAUGUUCCGUCUCCACCUUCACUGUCUUGUCCAGAAUUCUGUUCUUACCACUUCUCAGAAGUGUAUCAUUGUUUCAACCUUGACAUGUCGGUUUUUGCGGUGUAUCUGUGCUAAUAUCUUAGCGCACUGUCAAUCACACACUGUUUGCUUCCGAUAUCAGAAGUUUCAGCCAAAUGUGUUAGCAAAAUUUCUUCCUAGGUGCAAUUUUCUCUGAAUGAUAGGCUACACUUAAGUGCUAAUUUCGUAAAAAAAAAUGUUUACGACCAGUAUAUAUUGCCGAUUGAAAUCUGUAGACUUAGGAAUAAUUAAGAAAUGGUAAACGUGCAGCGUGCAACCAUGGAGUUAUGGAUGCACGCGGAAGGUUGCUAAGCACGAAAGAAGCGUAGCCGAGUGCGACUCUAGCUUCUUGAGUGCUUAGCAAACCUCCCAAGUGCAUCCAUAACUCCAUGGUUGCACAGCUGAAACGUUUACCAUUUCUUUUAUAACAUAAUCAAAAAGAAAACAUUUCCAUUUGCCUUCGGUUGAGUCAUCGGUACGAGUUCAUGUAUGCUGCCAUCUGCCCGCGCGUAAACAAAUCAUGUUCUAUGUUUUUCAAAAACUUGCCUUUGAGUUUUUCUUUCGCUGAAUCAACCGUUCUCCAUCUUCAGGUAAAUUGCAAAACGUGUUUUGUUGUUAUUCUGAAUGGCAUCCGUCUACUUGCUCUUAAUAUUAGGGUAAAAACUUUGACGGAAAACUAUAGCUGCAACUAUAAACACCAACUAAAAAGACUCUAAAAAAUAAGCUAAAACUAAAUAAAUGAAAUAACUAUCAAGCUUAUUUAUGUGACAAUUUUUGAAAUAAACGUAAAGCUAGAAAUGAGAAAAUUUGACUGUAAUUCCUUUAGAAUAACAGAUAACACUAAUUUUAAAAAGAAAUUAACUAGCUUUGUAUCGAAAUCUGUCUGGGGAAAUCCAGCUAUGAAAGUCAAAGUUGCAACUGAAAUUCGCCGACACACAGCCGGCGCUGAAGCUCAGUGUUGUUUUUCGACCGUUCUCUGAACGACUGUUAUGAAUGAACACUGAGGAACAAAAUAAUACACACAGAAGUUAUUUUUUGAAAAAUUUAGUUGAAAACCCAAAUGUUUCUGUACUCAAAUGAAAUUCGCUUAUUCCAGCGUAAUGUGCCCGUUUAAACUCAACUAAAAUUUUUAAUUGAUGCGAUGAAAACUUCACAACAAAGCUGUCUCGAAUUUGAGCGUGUUUCCUAAAAUAUUUGCUUGAAUUUAGCAUCAGCUUGACCAAAAAGUCAAUAAAACAAUCCUAAUUGAUAAAUUUACAUUUCAAACAAACUUUCUCUUCUAUAAAAAACAUACAAAAUGUACCUUAAAUCUUCGCUCGCUCGAUUUUCCUUCAGCCGAUUCUAGCCGCGAGGAAAACAGUAAUUAAUUCAUCCAGGGCAAAUUUGUCGCUUGAUCUUUUGUCUUUUGUGCUUCAAAACGACAGCUUCGUAUUUUCUUCAACUUCCACUUUUCAUCUGUGCAUUUCAUCGGUGUAUUUUACCGUCAGGAGAGGAGAUUUGUUGAAUUUGCCUAAAGUUUACCGCGCUAGCUCAGUUUCUUCGCGUGCAACCACGGGCAAAUGGUAGUGGCGAACUGACCAAUCAGAGCGCGCGAUUUACUUUUGUUAUGUUAUAAAAGUAAGUGAAAAGAGUUUAACACAACGUUUCGAUGUAACCAUGAUAUCAUUAUCAAGUGAGAAGAUAAAAAACUAGAAUCCGACUUAAUUUAUACAAUUUAGAGUGAAAAAAUAAAGUAGAGAACAAAAGUAAAAUGUUUUUGCAAGUUAAAAUAUGUUAAAGUAACAGUUCUGCAUGGUUGGAUUCUGCUUAUGUGAUAUAUAUUUUUGUAUGGAAUCUCAUUGUGUGAUACCUUUAGGUCUUUUUAAAGUUUUGUAACCAUAGCAUUAACACCCAAAACAUUAUGACGAAAAAUUCUUCGUAACUCAAUGUACCAGUAUUGAUAAUGGAGCCACCUUAACCAAUAUCAUCUUAUUGUUGAUUAUAAAAAAAUGUCCUUUCAGAGUAAGUAUGUCUUUUAUGUAACUCUCUCUUUUACACCAAAGGUCUCAUGAUCCGUGCACACACGCUGAUACUGUCUCGUUCCUACACACUGUAACUCAUGUAGAAGUAAAAACAAUUCCGUGCUAGGUUCUAUCAGUCAGUCCUAUAUAAUAAUUAUACUUGCAAUCCUUAUUAUUUUUCAGCCAUCAGGUGGCAGUGGGAUGUACAUGUGGUCAUCAUCAAAUACCUCUGUGGCUACAGUUAGCACCAAGGGUGUUGUCAUGACAACUAGUGCAGUUGGAUACUCCCUGGUCCGUGCAGCUGACAUGAAAAAUCCAGCAAAUUUUGAUACUACAGAGGUGGGUAUUAUUGGUCCUACAGAAUGUGUGGCUUUGGAAAGAAAGGACAUUAGAUUGGUUGUUUCACUUAUUUGUUUCCACUCUAGCACUCUGACAAAGAAAAAUAUGUAUACUUGACCAGCCUUUGCACAUUUGGUAUACUAUACAGUAUGUUUAUAUGUGAGCUAUUCUUGUGGGAUGUGGUCUUAAACAUAAAAAAUGGUCUUCUCCAGGUUUAUGUUCUUCAGCCAAAGAAAAUGGAGUUUAUCCCUGCAGUUGUUGAGGCACUGGUUGGCUCCUCCAUCUCGCUUCCGUUGGCUGUGGCUUCUUGUAUUUACUCAGGUACUUUAUUAACAAGUAAAGACUUUAGCAUUUUGCAGCAGUUUUGCUUGGGUAGACCAGUCCACAGACCUGCAAAAUAAUUAUUAUUGGGAACUUUUAUAAAGUAAUUUGUUAAUUGAGGUAAAGGUAAAGUCUGCAUACAUGCCAAAUAGCCGAUCAUGCAUAUCCGGGUUUCUGUUGCGUAAAGGCAGUAUUAGUAAUGCUACCCCACCUGAAUGGGAUGCUAGUUCAUCCCAGGGUACCCCCAGCAGUAUAUCACUAGUACCAAUUCAUACAGCUGGGUGAAGAGAAACAAAGUGGAGCGAAAUUUCUGUCGAAGAAAUGAACGCAGCUGCAAGGCUUCAACUUGGGCCUCCAGUUCUAAAAUUCGAGGUGUCAACUGCUCAGCCACUAUGCCUGCUCCUAACAAACCAAAUUGAGGUGUAUUUUUGCAAUCCAAGCCAUUUGUAAACAUCAUUUCUUUUUUACAUGCAACUUUGCAUUACAUGUUGCGUAGUUCCAUGCUUGAAUCAUUGUAUCAUAAUCGCGUCUUCCGGCUUAACUACUGCUUGAUUUCUUGAGACCAUUCGAAUUCACAGUCUUUCGCAGUGUCACCCUGCCUUUUGAAUGGAACAUAUUGGACGACAUGUUCAGGUCCUAAAUUCCCAAUAUUUCUGGGUGAAAAUGUCGCAAGUUCACCAAUCCUCGAUCUCAACAUGGGAAGCUAUUUAGGCUCAAUGAGUGUUUUACCACUUUCAGAAAAUAUGUAUUGGACAUACGGUCAGCUAAAGGCAGAGGACCCUCCUUUCACCCUAGCUUUUGUUGUAAGUUAAGCCACCCCUUUUGGAGCUCGGCAUACUGGCCAAAACACCAUUGAAGCACAGGCCCACUACACCGCAACUUCCAACAAGAUCUACAAACUCCCUGGUAGACCUAUGUUACGCAUUCGUUAAUAUUGCUACUUCUGCAGACACCCCAGUUCCCAAGAGAAAUUGCCCCCGAAGACAAGCCUGCAGCUUCUGCCAUAAAACCAGCCACUUUGUUAUGGUAUGUCAACGAGCAGCCAAGGACGGUCAAGCGUCAAGAACACCUACCCCCAAAACCUGACCUGACAGCCACUAGACAGAAGCAUGUUAUGACACAAGGCCUGGAAUCCAAUACGAACACUGCUUUUCAUUGCUUUAUACCUACCCCAUCUCUGCCUUCCUCAGAAAAAGGCCACUUCAUCCUACUCACUCUGACAAGCCCUGACUCUAAGAGCGACACAGAUAUUCCCUUCCCAGGAGCCUCAUGCAACACCUACCCUCAAACCCUUGGCAAACACACCUUUCGCCAACCUGCUACCAGGUAAAUCAGUAAUAAUACCAUAUACCAGCCCACCAAUCAAAACGAUCAGCCAGACCACCUUUUAUAUUUCGAGGGAAACCAUUACACGUGCCCUGACAAUUCAAGCACUUGACACAGACCAACCAGCUCUGUUGAGAAUGGAGGCGAGCAAAAGACUUGGACUACUGACCUUGAAUGCAGACUUUACAUGGAAACCCCCCCCCCGGUUUCCAUCAUGCACCCUUCGCACAACGAGAACUCAACUGCUAGCCCACAGCCCAGUGCCCUUAGAUACCUCCACAGACAAAUGGCCAAAGCCUGGGACGUUGAGCAUGAAAUUCAUAUCACAACACUGCACCUUACUUUUUUAAGGCCUUAGCAUCCUCAGACCACCUGUCGGCUUUAAUACAGAUCCUGUUGUCAAACCAAUGCAUGCCCCCAUCCACCGCCAGCUCAUAUACAAAAUCAAGGUUAUCCAUGACACUUACAAAUCCACAGGCUAGCUUGUAUUAGCUUUUGAACCCACUGCUUGGAUAUGAAACGAGCAUGUUGGUUUGAGAAUGUGACCACAACACCAAGCCAGGUAAGAUAUGCAUAUGUUUGGACCCCUCCAAGACCCUCAACGAAGCUAUUCAGGAACAAAAAUACUUCAUCUCACCCUUGAGGAGAACCUACACAAGUUACAUUUAAUGAAUUGCUUGACCAUCAUUGAUAUCAUUAGAGCAUUCCAAAACUUUUACUUUGAUCCCUCACGACCACUAUGUUUAUACCAUGGGGCUGCUACCCUGGACAAGGCUGCCAUUUGGAUUAUCAUCUGUCUCGGAGGAAUGGCAGGGCGUGAUACAUCUGGUUCUUGAAGGCCUUCCAGUCAUCAGCAUUGCUGAAAAAUCCUAGUCCCGGGAGCUGCGGUCCCACUUACAAAGAAGCACAAGUUGAUCAACUCAUCCAAGGAUCCAUAGUAGUAUUUCUUUUUUCAAAGUCGUCAGCGGUGCAAGUAUGUCGAAAAAUAUAUGCCAGUAAGCAGUGUUGACAUGAGACAUGAGUAUGGCAAUGUUGAGUUUGGAACCACAAAAUUGGUGUCUGAAGAGUGUCCUUAUUUAAGGAAGUUAUUAUUUUAAAUGCAGGANGAAAUGACGAAAAAUUCAUGCCCUAAAUGUAAAAAGUCCAAAAACGCCCUCGAAAUUUUAGUUUCCAAGCCGUUAGGAGUAUGUUAGGAUCAAAACUAGGGGGUGGGAAUCGCACUUGCCUUCAGGGGAUUUGAGGACUUUUCAUGGAUCUUGGUUGACUCGAAGUGCAAUUCUCCGCAAAUAAAUUAUCACAUUCAAGAACAAUUCGAUUGUGGUUGGAGGCUUCUUGGCAAACUUUGCAGAGCGUGACACCAGUUUCUUCAGUUUUUGUGGCUUGCGGAAAGCUCAACCCCAGGUAAAGUCUUCAACGUCAAAUAAAAGAAUUCUCAAAAGUUGGUCUUCCGUUAGGCCCGCUUUUGAGUUAUCACACUCGUCCAAAAGAUGUAAUGGUUGUCUCCGAUGACCUGGUGACUACUUAUAUGGAUCCCUGGCUGCUCGUCACUAUGCUGGAUCAUUAGGAACCUUAAGCAAGGACGGCGACGACGGCAGUGAAAACGUCGGUAAAAAAAUGAAUUUGCGUUCUUUCAAAGUUAAUCACGUCUUUGGACCUGUUCAAUAUGUCAAAAAAUGCAGGCGACUUUUCCUGAAGUUGAAUUCUUAAGGAUUUCAUUCAGGUUCAAAAAGAGGAAGGAAAAUUCGUCGUCGUAUGUCCACAUCCUCCAUAAAACGGCAAAUUAGGAAGUUUCACGUCGUAGUCGUGCAGUGGACGUCAAAGAAAUGUACUAAAACGCGUGAUGCACGUGCAGAGCUGUUGUUUUGAUCAUUAAACCUAUUGUUUUUUGAAGUCGUCGUUGUGGUCGUCGUCGUAGUUGCUUAAGCUCCCUAUUUUCAGAAAAACCACGUCAAAAACAACGUUUUUAAGAUGAAAUUCCUUGUUUGCAAAGCCACUUUCAUGAGACUCCUCAUCACUACCAAAGGUUUCAAAUCCAACCCUACCAUUGUCAAUCCCAUUCUCAACAUGCAAUCCCAAUGGACAAACCAGACAUCCACAGAUUUCUUGGAGCAAUUAACUACUUAGGCGAAUUCUGGAGGCUCCAGUGGUACUUCAAGUAGAUUCCUCUGACUAUGGUAUGGAAUCAGUUCCACUACAACUCACCGAAAUUCUCCCUGAUGACACCAUCAUGAGUGUUCCUUGUCGCCUGUGGCUUACGGCUCCACAAACCUCACCCCCACUGAGAAACGAUCCACACAAAUUGAAAAGGAAUGUCUUGCUAACGUGAAAUUCUUUAACAAGUUUGACCAGUGGUUGCUCGGCAAAUCAGGUAUCAAAAUUCACACAGACCCCCAAGCACUUUAGUCCAUCUUCCAAAAGGAUCUAGCAGUCGCACUCAAGCACCUUCAAAAAGUGAUGCUCUUCCCGUAACACUACAUCUCUAAGGCCGUCUACAAACGAAGCUCGUCCGACACAUUGAGACACUUGGCCGACACAUCGAGUGCACCUUGCCAGCAUUGUGACAAUGCUAUAUUUGUUAGAUUAGACACUGCGGAUGUCAAAGUAAGAAAAAUAAGACACAGACAAGAAAUUAAACAUCGCAAACUUCACACUUUUUGGUGAAGUCCCGACUGACUGAGUUAGGACAAGAAAUACCGUAAAAAACUAUAGUUUUGAAACUUUUUUGAAAGUGAAAGGUAAAGCAAUGUUCAUGGAAAAUUAGAGAAGGUCAUGGAAAUGGUCAUUGGAAGUUACGGAUUUUGAAGAGCUUAGUAGAGUACGAACUCUGAUCACAGUCGACCACUACAUCGAUUUUUACGAACUGGACCAGCUCUUCAACACCCAGUCCUCCACAGUGAUUAAUCAAACCAAAGCACACUUUGCCCACCACGGUGUUUCAGUUCCUUGCUUCACAUACAAUGGUCCUCAAUUCAAUACACAUGAGUACAAGUACUUUGCCAACAGAUGUGGUGUUGAACACAUCACUACUUCCCCCAACUUAUCCUAAAGCAAUGGCAAAACAGAAACAGUCACGCACGCUAAGUCUCUUACCAAGAAAUCUGACAACGUCUACCUGGUACUUCUAAACAUACUCAACACCCCUCUUUGUAGCCUCAACUUUUCACCCACACAGCUAUUAAUGGGUAGACAACCAUUUUGCAAUACCUACACCAGCAGACCUGGUCAAGCUUGAAACUCUGGAUCCCCCCUGCCUUGGCUGCACCAAACUCCUUCAGAGCGACAAAAAAGUCAAGUAUUGCCUAAUUUCAUACCGCGCGGGAGCCUGGCACAACCGGAUUUUCCCGGACUUGUUAAAUUCCGGAUUCAAAAUGGCUUCCAAAAUAGAGGUAAAGCAAAGGUCACUGCGUGCAGUUGAAACGAUAUUAAGGGCCAUAUUACUCCAGGAAGUUAAUAUUCUACAGCAAAGAACAGUUGUNAAACAGUCACGCACGCUAAGUCUCUUACCAAGAAAUCUGACAACGUCUACCUGGUACUUCUAAACAUACUCAACACCCCUCUUUGUAGCCUCAACUUUUCACCCACACAGCUAUUAAUGGGUAGACAACCAUUUUGCAAUACCUACACCAGCAGACCUGGUCAAGCUUGAAACUCUGGAUCCCCCCUGCCUUGGCUGCACCAAACUCCUUCAGAGCGACAAAAAAGUCAAGUAUUGCCUAAUUUCAUACCGCGCGGGAGCCUGGCACAACCGGAUUUUCCCGGACUUGUUAAAUUCCGGAUUCAAAAUGGCUUCCAAAAUAGAGGUAAAGCAAAGGUCACUGCGUGCAGUUGAAACGAUAUUAAGGGCCAUAUUACUCCAGGAAGUUAAUAUUCUACAGCAAAGAACAGUUGUUUUACUGCUAUAAAGAACUUCGAGAAAAAAACUUCGAGCAAAGAAAGGUCUAAUCGGAGACUUUCGGUACUUGGAAGUAUGGGAAGGAUUCCCUAAUUGUUCGACAAAAAAUUUGAACAAAGAACCGUCGCGUUUAGCUUUUAUUACGGCGCUGCAUCCGACCGAAUAUUGGGGAAUGAUAAGAGAGGGGGUGUACCUGUUUUUACAAACCGUAAAAUAAAGACUACCAAAGAAGCGAAACACGCUAGAGUGACCCUGAGUGAAAGGGCUGCGUACGGUCUCAUUAAAAAAUCCUGAAGAUCAGACCAGAGACAAUUCUCACUGAACAAUAGGUAAAAGCAAGUAUACUUCAGUCCUACAAGAGAGGCGUUUCUCGCCCAGUAACACCCUGUAACAGUGCGGUUCCUGUGACCAGACCUCAUGCAUUGAGCAAUGUUAUGAUGCUCAAGCAAUUUUUCUUGAGGGGAUAAAUUGUGUAUAGUUUAUUUGUGAGGCCCCUGCGUUCGAUUCUGUACCUUCCAGUUACAUUGCAGUUCUAGUAAUUUAGACACAACUCAAGACAUGAAUAAAUUCAUUGAUAAAAUGUCAAAUGGCAAUGGCUUACAAGGGCUCACUUGUUGAGCUGCCUUUUUUUGGAACUUAUUGGGUCUACGAGCAUGUUUACAACUUGACAAUCACCCUGUAAUCCAAUCAAGAAUGUCACGUCCAUCUGCCUUUUGGUUAGCAUGCACUGUGUAUAGACUAGUCCCUUAUUCUCCUGCAUGUGGUUUAAGAACACUAGGUUUAACAUACAUAACGCCACAAAGUUCACUAUACUCAGUACCUUUCACAGACAUUUCCCUUUUCCGCGACGGGAAUAAUCCAGGUGAGCCCUUCUGUACUGCCCUUUUAAGUUUUGCUCCAGCAUUCUUAGGUUACGAUCGGAACGUACACAAUCACAUCUGUGUUCUUGCCUGCAAUGAUCCUCUACUUUACAGAUGCGGGUAGAAUUAAACAAAGGAUCCUUUGCUGUACAAAAUUUAUAAUCAUCUUUGGUUCGAACGACCUUUUCAUCGAACAAUUGCUUGCACUUGCUGAGUAUCGGCUCCUUCAGGUUAGCUUGAGGGUAUGGCAGAAAUACUGCAUCCUUUCCUUACUAAGCUUAGGCAGAUUCUCCGAGGGAAUAUUGAUCAAUAUUUCUUCGAAAAAGAAUGCUUUCCUUCGCGUUUUGACUAUCCUUCUUCCUUCUGACUAUCCGCCAUUUUAAGACUGGACUUUUUAAAAAGUCUGGGAAAAUCCAGUAGUGCCAUACCCCAGCGCGGUAUGACAUUAGGCAAUGACAAACUCAAUGUGUUGUCCCUUGGCUCACAUGCUUACGCAAGCCAUGCCCUUCCCAAUCAGGUACUCCAUGGUUAUUUGGUUGGACAGUAGAAAGCCAAAACACCCGAUCGUACCGCAUCGACGCUGGCAGCCGUUGAAUCCUUCAAAACCAUCACCCUUCCAUACAAGACGUUUAACGCAUAAUUAUUUAAGCAUGUACUAGCCCGCGAGUCAUUUCAACUAGCCCCAAAACCCUUUUGAAUUAGCAGGAUUGAUUACAAUCCUGUAAUUUGAACUUCCCAAAAAAACGGCACUUACCCGUUGGGCAAGUUAAGAACAAAAAUCACCAGGCCGAUAGCAAAAUCCACUAGCUCCGGGCUAUCGGACACGACUUUCUUUGCACGCUGGACUCAUGUCUCUUAUUUAUUUCAUAUCAUGUCUCUUAGUCCUCAUUACUUUUUUUAUUUCUGUUUGCAUUUUUCCCACAGAGUGCCAAGAGUUUCAUGUGUUCACUGACUGCCGAUCACUGCCUGUGACAUACACAUUUUCAGACCCCUCUAUUUUUAGACUGGUGGAAGAUAACAGUAAGCAGUGUUAUCUUUAUGUUUUAGAGUUUCAUGUUUUGCAGGAAAAGUGGCAAAAACAAUAUAUAAAAAACAGUAUAUAUGAUAUGUAUUGGGACGUGAGAUGUCAGGUAGCAACUUGUCUGAAAGGAUUUUUGAACCAACCUCAAAAAAAAUUAAUAGGAAUAGUCCGCCGUAAGCUGUGCUUCCCUCUCUCUCUCCCCCCCCCCCCCCCCCCCCCCCCCCCCCCCCCCCUCCCAACUCGCACGCGCCAAGCUACAUAUACUACAUCUUUCUAUAUGUCCUACGUCUCCAUACAUACUAAUACAGAUAGAAAACAAAAACAAAAUAACAAUAAGCAUGACUAUAAAGACCUCACUAAAAAUAACAAAAUAAUCUAGACAACUUAGUUUUUUAUAGUUUUUUUGUUUUGAGGAAAAGGGGAAAAAAAAAAAAAAAAAAAAAAAUAUAUAGUAUAUAUUUGGGGGAGGGGAAGUUAAGAGAAAAACUGUUUUAAAAAGUUUUUGAACCCCCCCCAAAAAAAAAUAAAAAGGAAAGCCCCCCCCAAACGUGUGCUCCCUCCCUCCCCCCCCCCCCCCCCCCCCCUUCUUGCAGGGUUCAUCAAAACUGCUAGGAGUGAUCAACAUUUAAUAUAUCCCUAGAGUUGCACUGCCUAAUCAAACAUUUGGUCAUAAAAACGAAGGAAAUGAUCAAGAGUUUCACGACAGAGCUCUCGACAAAUAGUUAAACAAAAUUAUUUCACUUUACCAGAGCCAUAGGAAAUGCCGUAAGUGGCAGCAAUAGAGUAAAUCAAAUGACGGUGUAACAGCUUUGUGAGGUAGAAGUGGGUCACCCUCCAGGAAUUUUUUAUUUGGGACUCUCUGAGAAAAUUAACAUGAGGAUGGCAUUUCCCCCUAACAUUUUCAUCUGUUUCAUAUUAUACGGUAAAUUGCUGCUUAUAAGCCACCCUGGAUACGUGUCCCCCAGUUAUAGGACUAUCUUGCCUGUAAACAAAAAAGAAUACAUCCGAUUACAAGCUUUCCCCGGAUAAAAGACUCCCUCCAAAUGUAUCGAAACGAUUUAUUAUGCCGUUUUGAAGCUUAAUUUCAAAAGGUAAUUCAAUCAGCACUGCUGUAGCUUGUUUCUAGGCGCUCUUUCUGUUCCAGUUAUAAGCCUAAAACCCCUUACGAAGAUGUAAUAGGCCCAGGGCUUAUAAGAGAAACAAAUUGUUAGUUUCACAUGACGUCACUAAACUACAAAACUAUCUAUCCUACGGAGAUUUUACUUUCACGAUGUAUUAGAACAGCUGAAAUCUAAAUUUCUUACAAAUUUUCGCUUCAAAAGGGUUCUUGGUUUUGUGAUAGAGUACGCGCGACGCGGCAUUUACAUGACGGCCAAGAGAGCUGUCAUGUAGGUUAAAAAAAAUGACUUAUUUCAGGGAAUUUUGCUAUCUAUAUUAGAAAAAGUAUCAACUUUAAUGUUUAUGAGUUCCUCGAAGAAUAAAUUCACGCUUUUGUAGCAAAACUCGGUAACAGAUGUUUCUGUUGGCUUCCAUCCGCCAUGUUGGUGCUCAUCCGGAUGGGCACCAGCAUGGCGUCUCCGUACAAAUCUCUACAAAUUUGGGUAAAACAUUUUUUCGGAUAUCUCGUAUACGAAAUAUUCCUCUGACCUGAAAUUUGGCAGAGGUCUUUGCAUAUUUACUUCCUCUCAUUUUCCAGAUUCUGGACUUUAACUAUAGAAUAGUUUUGAUUUUUAUUUUGAUCUAUUUUGAAUGGCGUGACACGGAAAACCAGCAAUAAGAUGGAUGAUAUCACACUUUGAAAAUUGUUUUCUGUGAGUGGCUGGUGCUUCCAUCAGUUCAUGGCAACAAGGCAUCAUUUUUUGAUGGUCGCUAGUGCUUUUGGAGAACCCUGUCCUGUUGCUUGUUUAAUUGCCCAACAAAAGUAUUGCUAUAUUACCUUUAUUCUGAAGGUAAAAGCCAGAUCCCUCAGAGCCAUUGACACUCUUUGGUUAAACAAACAAUCUGGUGACUUCCGUUCUCCAUGCUUAUUAAUUUUAGGUCAUUAUGAGAUUACUGCUGGUAGUUGCAUGUCUGUUAAGCUCCUUGCCCUUCGCUCUGGAUUCACAACAUUGACUGUUACAUACCAAUACAAUGAUAUCAUACUUAAGGCUGGCAUAACUGUUGGAGCCUACCAUGCCCUCAAGGUAAGUACAAACAAGGAGUUAGAUUGUGCGAAGGAUAUGUCAACUGAAAAUUGUUUUGAAUGUUUUUUGAUAAAAUACAAUCCAAAAGUUUUAUCUACAAACUAUCUUCCUUUCCUCUUUUUCUUCUCAAGUGCUUUGUUGUACACUUUCUAGUAAAUACAGUAAGUGGCAGAUUUCAAGAGGGAGUGUAUUAGCUGUGCCGGGUAGCUUGGUUGAUUAACAUUUGUCGUAAUUACACUUGUAUGGAAUUUAGGUUCUUGACCCACUUGAGGUUGGUGUAGUUUCUUUGUGUUCCGCAAAAAAUCUGAUGUUGGACGGUGGACCUCUGCCUUGGAUUACGGAUACUUCUAGUUAUUAUGAGGAUGGUGAGACUUAAGCACGUGAUUCAAUAAUAAAAAUAGUACAAAGCAAAGGACUGUCACUAUUAGAUGCUGUGACUUAAUAACUUAACAUCUCCAAAAACAGACAUUCGACUUUCCCUCGGCAUUUCUUGAGGAUUUUAAACACGGUGUAAAGCGGGUAAACCUUGGAGAAAUAAAAAUUCUGAAGAAAUGCCGCAGGAAACUAGAGCGUCUGAUUUUCGAGAUGUUAAUCAUCCGACACAAAAGACGCACGCUAAACACUCAAGCCGACUUCAUCCAUGCGAAACUCUUUAUUUAAUUGUUAUUUGUCCAUUUUCACGCUUAAAUUUUACAUGCACUUUUCGCACUUUCUUUUUCUAUAUAUAUUUCCACAAAUCAUGUUAAUUUGUUAUCUUUUCAUAAUGAUGAAAUGAAGCCAUCGAAGAGUCAAGUUUCUUUUAUAUCGUUGCUUUUUGUUUUAAUAUGUAUCUCUAAAUCGAACCCUAUUAGACUUAAUAACGGGACGCAAAAAGCGCCAAGUGUCUUCUUAUAAACUGCCUGAUUAUCCGGCCUCACUUGCCUGUUAAGCAAAGGAAAAAUUUGACAGUUGGGAUUCUUAACUUUUACAAAAACAGCCUAGCGUAAAUAUAGGGUUAUUUCAAUUAUAUCAGUUUUGUACUUCGUGUUAUUCUUAAUUUUUUUUUAUUAGAUGGCAGGUAAUGCUAAGGCCUCAUAGUCACCUUUUUAAAUUCGUUGUAACAGAACUGAGCAUCUCUUCUUAUCGCUGUUAAUAUUAGUAUCUUUGUAAUUGUUGUAAAAUAAGAUUUGUUUUAAGUUCAUUACAAUAACGAAUUUUUUUAUUUAUUUAUUUAUAAUGAUUAGGUGUGCUAUAUAUAUAUAUAUAUAUAUAUAUAUAUAUUGGAAAGAUGGUAAUCGGGUAACCUUAUUUAUUUCUUGUCAGAAGGUUUUGCUCAAAGCACCUCAUCAUUUACACCUCUAUAUUUAAUUAACGGCCUUUUCUGGCUAUUUUUGGUCAUAGAGCGAUACCAUUAGCUCCACCAAGGUUCUCUCUAUAUGUAGGACCGUAGUAACGGUUAGAUUAGAUGUGAGCUAGGUUUGACAGUCAAUAAUUAAAUGAAAUUUUCUAUCCUUCGAUAUUCACCAGUUUUCCCAGAAGCAGAUAAAGCAGAACAGGUAUUUAUUGGUAACGAUCACACUGAAGAUUUCCCUGGUAAGUGAAGUCAUUAACAUGUUUGUAUUGUGUAACAAGGAUACACUCUCUACGACAGACACCUUUGGGAUCAUCACUCUUCGUUGGUUGCCACCCAGCUACAUCAGCGAUUUAGUUAGCAUUAGGACCUGUUCUUUAUAUUCAGUGAGAACAUCCCAAGGGGUGUAUGUUGGCAACUUAAGAAGCCAGAUCGUUUUCCGCUGCCGCCCCUACAUUCUGAUUGUGAAACAGCCUUCCCGCGCAUAUCCGUGUUAUUGGAUUACUGUGCGCUUUAGGAGACAAGUCAAAGCAUAUCUUUUUGGAUUAGCUUUUACGUAGAUUUAACUUGAUUUCAUUUCAUUUUAUUUUAUGUUAUUUAUGUAUUUUUAAUAUUAUUUUUGCUUUUUAUCGGUUUUAUCUAUCAUAGAUCCAUUUUAUAAAUUUUAAUUAGUAUGACUGUAAAGCGCUUUUGAUCAUUUAUAUGUUAAGAGGCGCUAUAGUAAAUUUAUAAACUAUUAUUAUUAUUAUUAUUAUUAUUAUUAUUAUUAUUAUCCAGUUUGUAAGCUUUGACUUGCUUAUUUAGUAAUUGGAAGCAUCUAGUAAAUUUCUUAUAAUAUGACUGAUAAAACUUAUGUUAAAAAAUGCAAAUGUUGUUUUUAAUAGUGUAUGUUUCUAUCAACUGUCGGUCACUUAAUUGUUAAUGCCGUUUUGUUUUGUGUUGUUUUUUUUUUUUUACAAUCACGUCUUAAUGAAAUUCGAAUCCUGUAAUAAUGAGGGCAACGAGUUUAAAUCACGGGUAAAAAACGACGUUUCGACCGAUCUUUGGUCAUUUUCAAGUAACUCAAAAGUUAAAAGAAUUAGCAUAUAUAUAUGUGUAAGGUGUAAAAAUAUGUUUAAGUACUAUUAACAAUUUUAAAGAAUAAAGUGAAGCGUGCAGAGAAAGAACAACAAAAGAAUCUAAUUAAAAGAGCUAUUUAAAAACUUUAGCACGAAUUGAGUCUGACUGUACAUUGAGACUAGGUCUCAGUUCAUUAAUAAAAAACCUUUCAAACAUUUGCUUUUACACCUCUCUAAAAUGCUAAAAUUAUUACUAAAAUCUUUAGGCGCCCGAAGAAUGUUUAACACGAGAGUGCUGGCCGACGGAUGAACUUGUGCUUCUGUGUUCCUCAAUUCGCUGGUGUACGUGGCGAGAUGCGUAACCUACAUAACCUGCAUCGCACAGGUCACAUUCAAAUUUGCAAACAAGACAUUGCUGGUUGACAAGAGGUGGCUUAGCUUCUCGCAUUUUAAGAUCGCGCUCAAUCUUUUGGCCGACAAACACUAGAGACACGGUCGUGUGAACUGUGUGACUCAAAUUCUGAACUUGAGGUCGAACAAUGUCAGCUGAGGACUGGUCUCUAAAUGGUAAAAUAACACGAACAGGGUUAGAUGAAUCAGAAACAGCCGCGGGCGAUGAAACAGGUUGAUCAGAAAUGUUUGUGGCAAUAAAGCGUGAGAUAGUAGAGUUACCGAGUUUGCCAGGGUACUUAAGCCGUAAAAAAGCAAUUUACGACGAUCGCAUUCUCCGGAGAAAUACGUCCAGUUGGACGAAAGUCGGAAAGCACGAUCAAGCAUAGUUCUUAGUAACGCCCGCUUGUACCGAACGUCUAAACAACAACAACAAUGUAUUUAUUUAAAGAAAUAUAAAGUUACAAUACCCUACCCUUACAAUAAUGUCCUGCAAAUAGCUAUAAUGCUAAUCUAGGCAGGACACGACUUUAAAUAAAGACGUUAUUUAACUACAUAGGAAAAAAGAAAAGAAAUACAGUAACAUACAAAAAGAAACACCGUACAUAUAAAUUCAAGUACAGGGUAUUUUGUUGUUUGAAAAAGACUAAAAUUACAACUGGAGGUAUAUACAACAUAUCAGGUUAACUUCAUAAAGUAUUCUAUUAAAUAAUUAACAUUCAAAUAAUUAUCUUCAUUACCAGCACAUUAAGGAGUAGUGAUUUAAUUUUUUACGAAAAUUAGAUAUGUUGAGAGUCUUAACAGAAAGUGGAAUAGAAUUGCAAAUAAACACAGCAAUUCUAGUUAAAGAGUUUAUAAUUUUUUCAGGUCCAGAGAAUUUUACAGAGAAACAUUCUUUUGUAGAUAAUGGCGUAUUAUAAUGAUGUUUUGUAUUGUUUUUCGCAAACUUAUCGAGAAGACGUUUAGGAGCUGUCUUAGCAUAAACGUCAUACAUUAAAUAGCUUAACUGUUGAAAGAACAAAGACUGGAGCAAAAAGUGCAUGAUGUAAAUUCAAAAGAAGAUGCUGUGGAAUGUAAUGCCUCAUUUUAACAAUUAUUCCAACCGAUCUACUAAUUUUGUGACAGAUAGAGUCAAUAUGAUGCUUCCAUGGUAGUUCAGAAUCAAUCACUAUACCCAAAUAUUUAACAAAGUCCUUCAUCUUUAGAAUUACUCGAGUAUUUAAAGUUCGAUUAAAAAUCUUAACUUUAGGAAUGAAAGGUAUUCUUUUUUGGCGCGGACGAAAAAUGACAGAAAAAAAAAAUGAAAAUGAAAAAUGACAUUCACUUACUUUCUCAAGCUCAUUGUUGACAGUUCAAGAGUGCGUAAGUUGUCAUUUGCAUAGGUUAGACUUGUAUCAUCUGCGAACACAUAAAAAGUGAAUUCCUUGGAAGAUUUAUGGAUGUCAUUAAUAAAUAACAAAAGUAGCAAGGGUCCAAAUACAGAGCCUUGAGGCACUCCACAUACGAACGCUUCAGUCUCAGAUAUGCAUUUGUCUAUUUCAAACGUCUACAUGACUCUUGUAAUGUAACAAGAGGCUACUGUUCGUGGGCUUGACAUAGACUUUGUUCUCCUCAUGUGAAGAUCUGUUGAGGAGCUGGGUGCCCAGGAAGGGAGCAUACCAUGCUUUCAAUCUCCAUGGUGCAUAUAACGAAGGAGUGCCACUGGUUGAGAGCCUCAAGAAGAUUCUUCGCAGAUGUAUUGUUUUGCGUAACGGUCAGUCUGUCAUCAACAAAUCGCCCGAUUAUGUGGGUAUCUUGCCUUCCUGCUCCAAUCUUUCUUCAAUGCUACACAAACACAUUAGUGAGUAAAGGAUCAAGUUGGGAUCCCAUAGCGACACCGUCUGUUUGUUCCUGCAGCUGAAAAUAACAUGUUGAUCUUUAGUUGCUACUCUGAGAAGAUCGACAAGGUCUUGUCUACUGAGAUGAAGUUGGUACUUUUAAUUGAACCAAUUGUUCGUGAAAGCCUUAUCACUGAGUAGUUGUUUGGUUUCCUCCAAAGGCACCUUGGUAAACAGGGAAGGAAACAUCGUAGGAAACUAGGAUAUCACCGUUGUUGAUCGACAGCUGCUGGAUUUCAUUCAUAAAGUCGAAAGCGUUAGUUAUAGUGUACUGAUUAGUGGAAAGUGGUUUGAGUUUUACAUGAAGCCAUUUUGCCAAGGCGUAUUUGUAAGUCUGUGUAGCUGAUAAUAUAGGUCGCAUAGCAAACACUUUCUCAUGGGUAUUGGGUAGACCAUAGAGAUGAGCUAGUCUAGUGCCUGAUGGACGGGCAGAAUCUGCAACUGAAGUGGGUAGAAUUCGGCGUACGAUUGACUCUAACUCUUUUUCUUUCCGGAGAAGCGGAUGAUAUUGCUUGGGUGUUCUUCCGCUACUUGUCGGUCUCAACCAAUCGAAAUUUAGUGGCAUCAUUUAUGGACACUUCACCUAGUAGACGAAGGUAUUCUUCCUUAUCCAUUACGACUACACAGGAUCCUUCAUUCUUUAACAUUUUUAUAGUUUUUAACAUAUUUUUGCACCUUACACAUAUAUAUGCUAAUUUUUUUAACUUUUUACCUACUUGAAAAUGACCGAAGAUCGGUCGAAACGUUUUUUAUCCGUGAUUUUACUGUGUUAAGUUUUAAAAACCCUUAUAAUACGUUUACCUGUGCGGAGUACUGUCAAGUGCUUAUUAGUAACAAAUUCCGUGGUAUUGUAGCAACGUAUCAUUGAAAUUAAUGCAAUUUCUUGCAGCUGACGGCAGUGGAUCGUACCACUAUUUUAGCAUCUUCUGUCGAAAAUUGGGUGAGCAGGUGAGAACGCUGUAGCACAAGAGUUUUGUCAACCUUAAGUGAAUUACACACACGUAAACUUUAGCCAAGGGUAAAUUUCAGUUGAAGGAAUUAAACGCCAAAAGCUGAAUUUAGUCCGGCUCUCUUGUCACGUACGUGUACUGCUAAACAAAACGUAUAAGAAGAAAAAAAAGUAAACUGACGAAAACCAACAAUGGCUCUGUGUUGAUUGAAGUAAUCAUUCUAAUUGUUACAAAGCAAUGAUGCUAUUGAGCAAUAGCAGAUUCGUUCUCCUGGACGUUAACUAGGUUUAUCUACUGUGAAUUUAUUGCUAAGUGCAUAUCCAUCCAUGUUUAGGUUUUGACAGUAAAAAUUGGAAAUAGACCAACUCCAAAGAAUCCUUAUCCUGCAAGCUCUUCUGUGAAGAUCAGGUGAGGUUGUGCUGUUAAACCGCUGAACAAAGAAAAAGUGCAGUCUUAGUGUGGAGUAUUGUCGCAAAACUUCUGAAGUCACUCGAUAAUCUUUUUUUUAGGUUUGCAUGCAUGGAACCUGCAUCACUAACCAUUGUUCCUGACAUUAAACUGCCGACUGUCGAAGGGCGACAACUUUCUCCAGAAAACUGUGUCAACUCAAAUAAAGAGGUACAAUUGAAUCUUAGAGUUUUUUGCGGAGGUUGUCUAAUAGCGUUUAUAUAUAGACCGAAAAAAAUACAGCAGAGCUGUUGUGGUCGUGUUAAAACUAAAACUAAAGUCAAAAUCAUUAAAACAAUCAGAAAAACUAUGCACAGUAGAACUCAAAGCCGUAACUUUCUUUUGUAAAGCCGACUUUUUUAAAAAAGAGUGAUAUUAAACUCUUUUUUUAAAAAGACUGCACUCUUUAUUUUUUUUAUAUUUACUCUUUACUAUUUACUCUUUUAAUAUGAUCACUCUUGCUUGACUAUCCACAGAGUCUAUCAUAACAAAAAAUAUUAUUUCUUGCAUCCCAUUUUUCUUAGAUCCACGUUCGAAACAACCAGCAUUUAAAUUUAAUUGCCCACUUGCGUGACUCACUUGGGCGAUCCUUUGACAAUUUUACCUCACUAACUGUGGUGUGGACGACCAGUGAUCGCUCUCUGGCGGAAUUCGUGGACAAAACCAGUUCUGUGAAAAUGAUGUUUGUCACAUACAAGAAAGAUGAAGACCUACGAAAAGCCAUAUGUAAGCAACACAUUUGUUUCUGUACCGAAAAAGGACCUCUCAUGUAGAGUAUUGUCGUCCUUUUGCAGACGUUCUUUUAGCACUUCAAAUUGUUCUAUCAUCCCAAAUGAAUGGGACGCAGCCUGCGGACAAGCCCUUUUUCUCGGCUCUCUUCGCUUGGCUUAGCAGAGAUUGCUGAGAGAUAUUGCUCAUAAGGUAAAAGCGAGCCUAAAGAACGCCUACUUUGGAGAGGAGAUGAGAAGCAACUGGCAAGAGAAUAUAGCUACCAUCCGACAUUACCUACGCCAUUACCAUCAUCAAUAUCUGACAAAAACCGAAAAAAGUCAUAUAGUGGGUUGUUUGAAAUUCAUUUGUCAUUGUUCAUAACCUUGUUUGCUUGUUACUGGGGAAAAGGAUUAUGGAUUGAACUUACUCACACUCAUACUUACACGUAGAGGAUUGCAUCCUUUGACGUAGAAGUUGAGGUUUCAUUUAAAGCAAUAUGAAUGAUACUAAUACUUUCAUUUGUUUAGCGUAUCAGACUGUAAGUUUGAGUGACAGGAUGGGUGGAGUGGUUAUUCAGGCAUCUGUUGGAGGAUAUGAAUGUGACACUCUCAGAUGGUGUGGACAGGAAUUAAAGGUUUGAAUUUUAGUUUAGCAGUUGAAGAAGCUCUUGAUAGAAAACACUUAGUGUUGUGGCUGGUAACUCAAGCAUAAGCAAAAGAAAGUAUUGCUGUAGUAUUGUAAUGUAUGAACACAUGUGUGUUGCUGUAUUAUCUUGUUAACAAAUUUCUUGCCUUGUUACAUCAACACGAGCACACUGAGGGCCUGUUUACAUGGAGGUAGGGGACCCCAGGUAGGUGAGGUAACAUGCGGCGGGUCACCCCACCUAUCAUGUAAACGUGAUCAAAUUAAAUGUGAGAUUAUAUGGACAGGCGGGUUACCCCACCUAAGCGGGUACCUCACCUACCUGGGGUCCCCCACUUCCAUGUAAACAGGCGUCAAGUCAUGCAAGUCCUCUUUGUCACCCAUGUGAUAUUUUUCUCUGAUGGCAAAGCUAGUUUUUUUUUCUUUAUCCAGCUUUUGCCAAUCCUCUUGAUGGGUCUCCACAGGAGAUCGAUGAUCCGAAUGCUAAGCUGUUUUUUAUCUGCUCACAGGAACCUGCGAAUUUUGCACUCACUGGACGAUUGAAGUUGUUGUUAGUGCCUGAGAGAAAACUUGUUCCACCGGCAGCGUCAAUUCUGAAUCACCCAGAGAAUCAGGUACAUUCAUUUCGGUUGUCUAGGUAAAAGCACCGUUAUUUAAUUAAGAAUUAGAUUCCAUUCUGUCAGUUAUGGAUCACAGAUGACGUCAAAAUGUAAGAGAUCAAGCAUCCACGCUGGGUAGAAAACUGGGAAGUGUUAAUGAUAUAAUUAAAAGAAGUGUAGUCGGAAAAAGAAGAUAUGGAAGACGAGAUUGAUCAAGUUUUAACGAAGAAAUGGAAGUCAUCCGAAUUCAAUUAAUUCAAAUUUAAGCGAAGAAAACGAUUCAGAGUAGAAUUUACAUCAUUUUGCGAAAGUCGAGUUUCCAGAGGAAACGGAGUGUGUAAUCGUUAAAGCGGUUGCUGAUGUCAUUUUAAACAUGGCACGCCCGAUAUUAGAAUCUGUGAAAGAACUCUCUGAAGAUUACUCCAAUCGUACCUUAAAUAUAAGGACAUGGGAAAAAGCAACAGUCACAAAUAUUGCUAAGGUACACAUAGCAAUUCGUGAUUUAAUGACACAUAAAAAUAAUGUCAGUCUGGAACAGGAUCCUUUUACCCUCCUUUGGAUUACAAAUUGCGUACUAUUCUCAGCGGUGAUUGCCUUUCUCCUCUGCAAAGGCUGGAGAAGGGGAAAAAAUAAUUUCCCAAGAGAACAGGAGAGGCUCAGAAAUGGCAACGAAAGAAAAGUACGGGACCCAGCGCGUGAAAUCAGGAAAAAUCUGUCAACAGUUCAAGCAGAAUUGGACAAAAUAAGAACAAACGGGAAGUUAACAAAGAAAGGCAUCAAGAACAGAAAAAGCUAUUACGAGAAUGAAGCAUCAUUUCUGCGGCAGAUUUAGUUGAUUAUAUGGAGAUAAUAUCUCGCUUUCAUUUCAUUCAUUUAUCUAUUUUGCCAUUAAUUAUUAACUGUAUAUUUACGAUUCACAAAACAUAAUAAAUUAAAAAAUAUACAUAUGUAUUAAAGGGGAUAUUUACUAUUCUAUUUUGCAAAUGUUGGAAAUGGUUAUGGCAAGGAAGCCGAUAUAUAGCCGAGAUAACUGUAGAAACGCUAUCUACCAAUAAAUUAAUAAACUAAGUGUCUUGUCUAAGGAGAGUACCUUCGCCUUUAACAACGACUAAACCAAGGUUAUGAUUCCAUCCCCCCCGCAGAUGUCCAGAGUACAUCACCUUGACGAGUAUGGUCCUAACAUCGCAGUCAGUAUUUAUAAACUAGAACGCAUUAAGUCUUGCAAACUACCUGGAGUUCACAUCAAUGAACAUCUAAAGUGAGACGAUCACAUCAAGCACACGGUAUCUGGAUGCUACGCUACUCUAUCAAUACAAAGAAAACUGAACUAUCUUGCCAAAUAUGAGCUUAGAAAGCAGCUAGCAGAAACAUUGAUUUCGUCAAAGCUAGAUUAUGCCGAUCUUGUUUUCUACCCUCUACCACAAUUCUUACUUCGCCGUUUGCAACCAGUUCAAUUUGCUGCCGCAAGUUUUGUACUCGGUCAGUAUGUUGAGAACUUUCGGGAUGCACUUAAAAUCGGAUGGCUUCCAAUCAAUGAGAAAAGAGAUUUGAACCUCCUGAAAUCAUGCUUUAAAGUUUUGCAUAACACUGAGACUUGGCCAGAUUAUUUUAAAAUAAUAAAACAGGAAUGCCUCAAGGAACUGCGCUCAAGCAAUUCAACUAGAUUAGUGGUCCCGACCGAAAACGGCACUUUCCAAGAUAUUGCUUCGAAGCUAUUUAACAAUUUACCAGAAACUAUGAGAAACUGUAAAGAUUACAGAACCUUUUUAAGACUUUCAAGGAAUUUUUUAUGUAACUGAGUACAGAGUGAUUAGUUAGUUUUACUGUAUUUUCGAUUCUUUUAAUCCUGCUUCUACUUUUAAUUGUAUAUUGCUUAAGUUGUAAACAACUUAAUUUGAUUUAUUUUUUUAAUUGUAAUUGAUGUACUUUAACAGGGAAGAGCCACCCAGUGGAUCUGUUAAUAAACCAUUAUUAUUGUCAUUAUUAUUAUUAUUAUUAUUACUAUAGCCAAAGCCCAUGACAUUACCAACGGAAAAUCUUAGUAAAUCUUAAUAAGUGCACACAGGGCAUAUAAGGGGGUGCCUCCUCUUCCUUCUCCUCCUCCUCUACAACAAUUACUUUUAUUAUGUUUAUCAAAAAUAUUAUAAUAUAUGGUGCAUUAAGUGAACAGCUUGUAGAUUGGACGAUGGUUUUAUUCGCUUCUAGGCCGUGUUUCGCAUUGAUGGAGGCUCAGGUCGCUUUGCUGUUAAAGGAAGCAGUAAUACUAUCGCCAAAGUUGAUUACCAAGGCAAGAGUGAACUGCUGGUAAGUGAACGAACUGGGAAAUUGCUGCCUUUUCACGUCGAGACCAAUAUAUCGGGGCCUUUGUCUAAAUUGUUUUCAGUGUUCUUCAUAAGUUAAAGCCUUAAGCUACAGUGGUAUCGACUGUAUAUUUCAUGACUUUUCUUGUAAUAAUAACAAUAAUAAUAAUAAUCAACUUUAUUUAACGAGGGUAACACGGCACAAUACUUCAACUGAAUAACUAGUGGCCCUCAUUUCAAUUGUGGUUCAAUUCAGAAUGAGACGUGCUGCUUUGUCACACUUGUAUAGUGGAUGAAUAAUAGCAGAGUCGGAUAUAAUCAAUCGGUUUCCUUUUCACAGGUGAUACCACGAUCUGAGGGACUGUUCACAGUAACAGUACAUGACUUGUGCCUGGACUCCACUGUUCCCGCUACAUUACACGUGCAAGUGUCAGACCUGUAUGGGGUGGAUGUCAAUGUUGUAAACAAGGUACAACAGGCCUGUUAGUGCCUGGGUGGGGUGGGUGGGGGGGGCGUAUGGUUCAGUGUGGUUCUGGGAGAGGGGAGCCUGUGACCCUUAAAAAAUAAAUAAACCAUGGCAAAGCUUGUGAUGGAAAGCCUCUUUGAAUCAGCAGCUGAGGAAUUCCACAUUAACUCUCGUUUCAGGUCUGCUCUUUUGAACUGUUUGUUUCAGCUUUCUUAUUGUUUUUUUCAUAACAAGCUUUGGAAUUGGGACGAAAGACUGCCUGAAGAAACACAUUUUUAUUCAAGAGAAAGAAUCCCAGCUUUGAGCGAAUAUAUAGCACCCCAGACAGAGAAGCCUUACCAACUCCUCCUCAGAAACUUGUUCAGUACGCGUCUCUUAUAUUGCCAUUAUACCACAGGCCACCACAACAGAAAACCAUAACCUAUCAUUGUUUUGCUUUCCAUAACAGAUUGAGAUAUUUUCAUCAGAGAAACUCAGACUGCAGCUUUUGGAUGUUUUGGGCUCACCAUUAUUACUGGGAAGCCUCAGAUUCCUUUCAUUAACACCGCACUUCUCUCCGGACAUAUUAAGCAUCAGGUACGGUGCCCGCUGGUGAGCAACCUAUCUGGGCGGGGAGGGAGUGGGGUAGUGGAAGGAAACGAAAGGUUGCGUCGAGAGGAAUUUGAAUUUCUGCGUCAAAAACGUCGAUGCAUAUGCGGAUUGGUAGAGAUUUAAUUUGACAAUUAUUGUCAAAUUUGAAAGGAUAGACCACAUUACGUCAAGAAGAACACCGCAACUCAUGCUAUUGAAAUCCUUCUUUCUGGCAAUCAGCUAAAGCUGUACCCAUGGAAUUUUUACUUGCGUUUUAAAAGAGAAGAAAACUUGCUGCUAGAAAUACGUCAAUCGCAGGACCUCCCUAAGCAAACGGCUACGACGUCAUCGGCCUGAAUUUAUUCCACUUCAAACAAAUAAGUUCCCAUUUAAAAAGGAGGAGUAAAACAUCCCUACUAUACUACUCAAGUCAAAUAGGUUACAGCUACAAUUAUAUUUGUAACUUUGACUUUGACUUUGACUUUAUACGUAAAUCAUUCGUACCAGUAAAUCGAAAAUGUCUUUUGGUGUAACUGAAGGUUUGCGUCAGCUAUAUUUCUUACCAUCUCACGGGAUUUCUAACCAUUUACCCAAACGAUUAUAAGCCAUCCAGCUAAAAGCCCUUACGAGGUUUUUUGAAAAUGAAGGCUUUUAUGUAUUGUAAGUUAAAAGAAAAUAGAUUUUUUUAUGAUUAUUUUUAUGCCCUGAACAUUUUACAAAGGUAUGAAUGAAAUAUGGUGUGACAUGUAUUUCCUUAAAAAAAAUGGGUAACUGAUAAGUCCGUGUUGGGCUCCCUUUCCUUUUUCCAAACUCUAAUAUUUUUACGCCUCCACCCUCUAGGCGAGUUUUUGAAUUGGAGGAAGACAAGGUGAUCAAUCGUGACACUGCCUACUUCGCCGUCAGAGGCUUGUCCCUUGGCACCGCAAGCCUCACUUUUACAGCGUCUGCCACAGGGAAGGGAAGUGCUACAAGCAGACCUAGGGAUAUUCAGGUACGUCAGCUAAGGAGAGCGAAUGACGGAUCUAAUGUUAGGUUUAAGGUCGAUUUUGCACUCGUUUUACUUACUUUACUAAGCAAAUGUUACCGAGGGAAUAAAACCCACGUGGGGUAGUCUAAACGUUUCUUUUCAGGGCGUUUCACACGGAGUGACAGUUACAUCACCCCAUACUUGAUACUUCUUCCUGCCUCUUCCCCCUCCCCCCCCCCCCCCCCCCCCCCCCCCCCCCCCCCCCCCCCCCCCCCCCCCGCCCCCCUCACUCCCUUCCCCCUCCUCUCCUCUCCUUCUUUGUCCUUUUCUUAUUUUUUUAUAACCUUUUUUUUAUUUUUCUUUUUUAUUUUUUUUCGUUUUUUUUGUUUUUCUUUGUUCUUGUUCUUCUUUUUUUCCCCCCCUCCCCCCCCCCCCCCCCCCCCCCCCCCUUCAUACGUUAGUUCCCUUGGAGCAUGCUUGCACACAUCUCUGUUCUGUACUGGUCUUGGCUUUGAGCAAUUGUUCAUAUUAGCAUUACAUACAUUUUGGUCCAUACUGUGUUUUUUGGCGAUAGGUUUUUGCACCGUUACGUCUGGAUCCAAGAGUUGUUGUGCUCAUUCGCGGAGCCUCAUUUCAGGUAAUACAGUUUUAAGUUUACUUUCUUUACCACUUUUGUUACAUUCAUUCAAAAACGUGACGUUUUACUUGACUUUUGAUCUAUCCGUCUUUUGAUCUUAUGAGGAUUGUGUGGAUAUUAAAAAUUACCAAAAAACCACUAAAACAAUCAAUCUCUGUUUCCGAAAGUGACUGCUCAAAUUUGGAGUGGAAUUUGUAAUUGUAAUUAUCUAGGUACUAUGAGAAAACAUUUGAUUCUGUGUGGCACGACUGACUUCUAUGCAAGCUUGUUAGUGUCUGAAAGAACCCCUAAAACAUUAUACUUAAAUUCAAAUCGUGCCUUUAAAACUAAGUCGCCACAGUCUUAAGUAAAUUUUUAAGUAUUAUAAGUCUCGCUUGCGUAAGCAGCUGGACUCAUAAUCUGCAACGAGUUUUCGCCUCGGGGGGUAUUCCCUUGUGUAGGCCAUAUAGGCAUAUGCCGCGCCAAAGGGUAUGUUUUUUAGCUGUUUUGGUCUGAAACAGGGUAUCAAUUUCGACCAGGGUAUGGUUUGUGCACUCGUCUUGAAUUGGGUUUUUUUUUUUUGGAAGAAUUAGCUACUUCUUCAUCAUUUGGAGAUAAGACCAUUUCCCUUUUAAUGUUUACGCCAACUACCGUGUACGUGCCGUAACAGCUUGUCACGCGCUCCGGUCACGCGCCGGGCUCCAGGGCUUCAGGUCUGAAAUAGGGUAUCAAAUUUUGAUCAGGUCUGAAACAGGGUAGGGAAGAUCACAGAUCUUGGUCUGAAAUAGGGUAAGGGUUUCAAGAAGCGUGCCGGACACUCCUCCCAAUUUUUCUGGAAGUAUCCCCCCCCGGGAUUUUUGGGACACAAAGGGCAGGUCAUUGUGCCAGGCGUCCUUGCGGAGACCGUGGAAACUGGAACUAAGAAUCUUUGCGCGAUCAAAGCCACGUACGUUUUGCGAAGAAAAGCUUAGGAGAGAUUAAAUUUAGAGCUUCUCCGAAACGUGUCGGACCACGAAUUCUGUCGCUUGAAAGCGUCGAUUACUUUGGAGCAAGGGAACACUACUAAGUGGUCGAAAAAAGAUAAGAAUCUUAAUUAGAAAAAUUGCGAUGGUCGGGUGUUUUAAACGUUCACUGUAUGCAAAUGAGUCUUGUGAUGAGCGUGCGAUUUAUUUUCGGCGAUUCAAAUGACGUGCCAUGUAAAUCACUUUUUCGAUAUCUGGCAAUGAUGUAAUUACUUUGGAAUCGAGGCCCUUGAAUUUUCGUGUAUCUAUAUACACCCGUAUAGGCUGCUACCGCAGAGGUAUUUUUGGGCGUCGCUAACACGCGUACUAAAUCAAUUCAGAAACAAAUAAAAAGUAUCGACGUCGAUAAAGGAGGAAGUAAAAAACCUUUAGCGAGUAAAUCGUGUUUCUUGUAGAAUUAAUCGCCUCCCCAUUUCUCGAUCUAAUCUCCAAGCAGGCGAGACCUGAAUGCUCCUGUAAGCGUUUUCUUGUUCUUUAAAUGAAAAGCAUUUUGGUUUUUUUGGUUUUUUUUUUGUAUUUUUUUCCUUUAAUUUUGAACUUAGAAUUAUAGGUAGGUAGCUGUUAUAUUUAAUACUGAUGGAAAUACCGUGUAUGAAUAAAGUUAUCUAUCUGCUUGAAAAUAGCCAAUCGCGGUCUUUUCGAUUCAGUAGAGGUGUGCGUAAAGGUUGCAGUUUAAGUCCUCUGCUCUUUAACCUAUAUGUUAGUAACUGAGCGUUUUCGUUCAAUAAUAUGUUAUCUGAUCCGUUUCUGCUACAAAAUAGCACCAAAAUCAACUCUCUUUUUUCUGCAAAGGACUCAAUUCUAUUAUCACGAUAAUAUUACAAAAUGUGCGUAAUCACUUACUCUUCUUGUAGUAACUCCUGGAUGCUUAAAACCAAGAAAAUGGUUUUUCAAAGAUGCGCUAAAAUGUUAUAUGUUUUUCACAUAGGUAAUGAAAUAAUAGACGUGUACAAGACUUGCAUCCCUUCUUCUGGAAAUUUUACACUUCGGCUUGAACACCUGUACUUAAUGCGGCGUUAUUUAGUUUAAGACGCCACGCUGAUUUUAGUAAGCUGAACCUUCUUUUGCAUGUAAAGGGUUUGAUACAAUGCUUCAACCAAUGUAACCUACAACAGUGAAGUUUGGGGUGCUUCUGUAAAAUCAGAUUUGAAGUUGUGGGACAGCUCCGAAAUUGAAAAAAGAAACACGUCUACUAUUCUGUAAACGCCAUGCUCCUUGCAGAGCUAAACUUUGAAGAUUCCCUCUGAUCCUUGACAUAAAAUAAAAAGGUUCUUUUAAAUUACUUAAGUUACCUCCAAGAAAAAGAUGAAGAUACUUUUAAUUAGUCUUUUGACCUUCAUUCAAUAGUUUACUCACCUGUCUUAUGACGAUGACUGACCACUAUAAUUUUUCUGACUAUAAUUGGCCAAUUUCGAAUUAUCAAAAUUAAUACUCGGCUCCAAGGCUGAGGAAAAUAAAACAAAAGAAAUUAAUUAUUAAUUUAUGUAUCUCAGUGUCAUUUCCUUUGUUCAAACAUUCAAUGUAUUUCAUUCAUGUCAUCUUGUUUCAAAUGGAGACAAACUUGUAUUCGGGAUAUUUACUCCUACUGUAUGAACAGUGGAAAAUAAUCAACGAUUGGUUUCAUUUUGUGUUAUUUUAAAUUAUUUUAAUUAGUAAUGGUAACAGGACUGAGUGGAGUCCAAUUCGGUCUGUAAUCAUACGAGUGAUUAACAAAAUCGGACGACCGCUUAGCGGGAGUCCGAUUUGUUUAAUCACGAGUAUGAUUACAGACCGAAUUGGACGACACGAAGUUCUGUUACCAAUUAAUCGUAACUUUAACAAAAUUUGUGAUAUAAUAGGCUAUUUUUUAAAUCAAAACACAAGAAAUUCGAAAUUUUGUUUUGCUAGCAGUGAAAAAAAAAGCCAUUUAAGCGCGCGCGUGAUGGCGCGUACUGUCCUACUAGUUAUAGUUGUCACUAAAUCUGCCCCCGACCUUUUAAAACCCGAAUGAAGACUCCUUGUGGUUGUCCAUGUAUUUGCCACGAACCUUUGAAAUGCAGUUUUCGUAUUAGAGUUUCUGAGUGUAAUUCUUUUGUUCUCUUUUGUGUUUUCUCAAUUAUUACACUUUGUUUCCUGGGUUAAUGAAAAUCCUCAUACAUGACAUGCCUAGGAUGGACAAUUGUUUUUUAUACAUCUCAUAAUGAGUUCAACCAACACUGCAAAUGUAAUAGAACGCGUGUUAAGCAGCAAAACCAUCUUUAAUUAUCGAUUUGUAACUAAAUUUCCUAUAACUAAUGUGUCGAACGGAUGCUUUGGCUUCGAGUGUGACAUUCUCGAACGCAACGUCGAACGCAACUGAUAUACAUGAUCGCAAUAAACUAACCCUACAAAAACAUGGACCACUGUUUCAAGUUUCUCACCUUUGAGAUAUUUCCCAGUUCAUUUUUUCUGGCAUGUCCUUGUAUCAAAUAAAAUAAUCGGGAUUUCGCAAUAAACUAACCCUAAAAACACAUGGACCACUGUUUAUUAAACCCUGAAUACCUUAAUAUAGAACAAAACCCGGUUAUUUUACGAUAGCACCUUUCUUGUCUUUGACUGGGUUUUGAGAAAUUUGAGCUAUUCCUGAUAUGGUUUGAAUCGAGUUUGUCGAUCCACGUUGACAAAACCAGUUUAAAGUUCUGUCGAUCCACGUUGCUGAUUUGUGUCUGACAAAUCAAGUUCUUUAAUACCAAACAAUUGCAGUACUGCUGAAUAACUUUUUAACUCUAUAGAAAUAUGUAUCUCGCAAUAACCUUCGCGAAACUCGGUUUGGUAACGGCACUCAAGUUAAGCCCUGUCGGUUGGGGUUACGAACUGGACGGGUGACCAACCGCGAAUAUCGUGUUAAAGGUCCAUACGUUGUUCUUUCUUUUCUUCUUCUUCUUCUUUUUUGCGUAUUAUGUAGUGUUAUUGUUAAUAGUGUAUUGAAAAGCAGAUUUAGCAUUAUUUCGCCGCCCGCAUUUAGAAAAAGACAAAAAACAAAGAACAAAUAUGGCCCGGUGCAGUUCGCCUGCAAAUUAUUAUUAUUCGGGCCGUAAUACGGAGCUGAAACUUUGCAGACUUUGAUCUAUAUAUCUGCGGGGAAACCGGCAAACUAAGAAAUCUGGGUUUUCGACAGUGUAAAACGAUCAUAAUUGCUUUGAUUCCAAUCUCCUGUUCCUCUGUCUGUUGUUGUCGGCGUUGCCUUCGCUGUGCUCAUCGAUGUUCCUUCUACUCCGCGGUUUCUUGUUGACGUCUUCUCCUUCGUUGUUCACGCUGAAUUUGAAGUCGGCGUUCUCGCUCUAGAGGAGUUUCGGUGGAAAAUCUUCCUUGGCGAGGAUUUGGAGCCACUUGUUGUGCUUGUGUGCGACACAAUUCGGCGAAUGCGACUCGUUGACAAACCGAGUUUGCGCGAUGCGCAGUUGCUGAGCCAGGCGCACAUGCUGAAAAUUAACCGGGACCACCGUGCGCGCCUAGUUUCAUCAAAUGGGGAAAGUUUCGCAUACUAACAGCCCGGACUAACAGUAAGACGAUACGAUAAUUCUUCUUUACGCGGGGGACAUUAGGGUGCCUCCUCAGGUUCCGGCCCUGCGGGGCCAAUUAAAUGUCCAAUUAAGGCUGAAAUCAGGGCAGUUGAUAGCCAAUCAGAUUUGACAAUUUUGUUAUAGUUAUGAUUAAUAAAAGAAUCAACAAUUGGAUAUAAGUAGCUUUUAACAAUACUUAUUUCUUUCUUAUGGUCAUGCAAAUAAAAAGUAUGGUUGUUGUUGUUGUUAUGUGUUUUUAUUACUUUGAUCUGUAACAUUCCAAAAAUUAUGAGCGGCAACCUUGAAAGUUAUUAUGAACACAGGAGGCCCUGCUUUAUUUUUGUGGAAAGCUGCUGGGCAUAGGAAAGUGUCGUUAUCACUUAUGAUCUUUUUUCUCAUUCCAUCAUGGAAGUGAUAGGGUACAUGUAUUUCAAUUCAGUUACCUUGCCGGCGUUAUUACUUGUCAGGUCCGGAGCACAGGUGGUCCAAGUCCACAAACAGCAACCUUGUUUAACGUCGUUAACGGAACUGUGGCAUCUGUCAGUAGCGUGGGACUCGUUAAAGCCCUGCACCUUGGUACAACUAAUCUAACUGGAUCGGUUCAGGCUGCUGAUGCUGCUAAAGGCCAAACAUUGUUUUACUCCAAGGUGAUUUAGUCUCAAGCGAUAGAACAAUACUUACUUGUCUCCAUUAAAAGGCCAUGGUGCCCUUGUAGGUAGACAUCAUUUUGCAGACUUCAGGUUGGAAAAUUUGUAAUAAUAAUGUUCCUCAGAGCCGUUUGAAAGACAGUUUAAUUUUUGUUCUAUGUCUUUCCCUUAUCCUUUCGUAAUUUCCUUUCUGACCUUCAUGGAGCGUUGACUUGUUAUUAGAUUUGUGAUGCUCUUGGAUUUUAUCCAAACGCCAAAGUAAGGAUUUUGCGAACAAGGGAUGGUUUUGAUUAAAACGUCUUUCUCACCGCUUAGUUGAAAUGUUAAUGAUGAUAACGUUUUUGAGAUAUUAUUACAUGUCUUUUUCUGCUGUUCCUAGGAUGUUAUCAUUGUUCACGUUGUACAACUCAAAGGAGUAAAAAUUAACGUGGCCUCCACUAACUUGGUUACUGAGACAAAGGUAUUUAGCAGCUUGAACUGAGUCGUACAGCAAUGUUGUGAUAUCUUUAACUUAAUUUUGUUCAUCUAGGUGUACCAAACAAACAUUUGAUAACUUUAGCGUACAAUAUUUGAUAUAAUGUUAUCUAGCAAUUAGCAUGAACUACUUUGUGAAUAAUCCGUACAUCUCGUAAUAUGUGGUCGAGCUAGUUGUUCGUAGGUCGAUUAGCGCUAACCCGGGGUUAAACUCUAAUCCAAGUUUCAUUUUUUUGUUGUUGAAAAGCAUUUUCAUUUCAUCAAAUUAUAGACAAAAAAACUUAAACUGAAUUUGCUUUUUAAGCUUUCAUUUUCAAUUUCAAUUUCGCACUAACCCUGGGUUACCUUAACCCAGCUUUGAACAACCCGGUCCAGGCAGCGAACAGCUUUUAACAGUCGUCGAAAAGUGUUGGAACGCCCAAGGUGAGAUUUCGUGAAUCCUUGCCAAACUUCAAGCUUCUACUAGUUACGGUAAUUCAUCGAAAACCUUCAGGUAGCAUUCUAACAAUUUCCAAACUUAAACGAACAACAGUUUCCGGGGUUUUUGAAAAGCAGUAAUGGAUUCACAUCCAUUCAAGUUAUUAGUUUGCUUUCUCCGUUCUUUCUUCUCAGUUUUAGAGAAAAGUCUUCUCUCCUUUUUGUCGUCUUCUUUUUGGACAGGUAAGCAUUUUUGCGUCUGGCUUGAGUGAUGAGACUCCAUUUACCUUUGCCAAUGCUAUGCUUGGGUUGAAGUUCCGCUGGAGUUCAUCCAAUCCGGAUGUGUGUCAAGUCAAGUCUGUGUACGCUCUGGUAAAUUACUCUACAACUUGUAUCUUACUACUAGUAUUGAAACUAAACCCUUUUUAUUUAUUACUCGUGUUACGUGGCCAAAACACUUGCGCCAAAUAAAAUUAAGUGCUUAUGAAAAAAGGAACUCUGUUUUAUUGUUCUGUUUUAUGACCAUUUUGCCAUUCACAUUAAAUAUACACUCAUAAUUUAGAAAGAUGAGGUAAGAGAGCCUAUGGAAGCCAAUAAGGCUUAUAAUAAUAUAUGACUUAAUUACUUAAAUGAAACACUGGCAUAGGCAAGACAAUUUAACCAAACACAUACAAUUUCUGUACAACCUAGAAAAUAAUCAUUAAAUAGGAUAACAAUAGUUAAAGCUGAACGUGCAGGUGCUUCCCUGGGUGCCAGAGGCUUUUCAUGCGCGGUUUCUGGUAUUUCCGCGCGAAGCUCCCCGUCGCACGCGAGAAAAAACCUCUGGUACCCAGGGUAUGCAAGUGCAGAAAAGAAAAAGAAAAAGUGAGACGAAAUAAUGCAAAAAUACGAGGGAAAAGAAGCGAAAAAGUACACGCAAGCAUUAAGAGAAGUUAACUAUACUUAUAUCAAGAAAACUGACCUUAGUGUAGAAGUGAACACAGCAAUACUAGAGGCAUUCUGAAUUUCAGAGCUAAAGGCAUUAAAUAUUUGGGCCCUUGAAAACCAUGUGAAAAUUUCCUUAAAUUUAUCCUACAGUGGCUAACUAGUGUUAUUUAUACGAAUGUGCGUCAUAGUUGAAUAAAAACAUGUCAUUAAAACUAUCAGGACGAAGGCCGUUUUUGUAGAGAUACGUAACUUUACCUAUAUGAAGUUUGAUAAUUUCUUCAAAUGUUAGAAUUCGUAAGGUCACAAAAUAGGAUUGGUAUCUGCAUCAAAAGUACUCCUGGAAAUUAUUCUGAUAACCGGUUUUUGAAGGGUAAUCAAACGUUUAAAAUUUGACUGAUAAGUUGAGCCCUAAACACUCGCACAGUAAUGUAAUCACAGAGAAGCUACUCUACAUAGCCGUGCAACUUAUGACUUUCCCUAGCAAAACUAGCUGAACUAAUACAUCGAGUGUCAGGGCAAGCAGUCGAACAGGACUGUAGACGCAACGCUGAGAUAAACGGCUGCGUGUGAGAUUAAAUAAAUUAAUCUGAACAGUAUUCAUUUCAUUCGAAGGUUCAGAAGUUUUAACAAAUGUUUUACUAAAAGUUGACCUCUGUAAUUGUCUCUGUUGUUGUUUUUCUCUUGAUUUUUUGUUUUCUUUUUUUGUCUAUGACUGAAGAGUGGCGUGGCUGUUGAAAGUGAGAAAGACUUUCGAGUGGACCUCCACUGCACUAAUCCAGGCCAAACGACUAUCACACUCAGGUUGGAGAUAACUGACCAAAGAUAUCAACAGGCUCACUCACAGGCCUUGUUUCGAGAUGAUGUUACAUUUGACGUAAGAGACCCAAAUUCCUUUUUCAUACUAUUCACAAAUAUUUUCAUCUACCCAUCCACAGUUGUGCAAAAAUUGAUUUUGCGCUGGGGCAAAUCUCUGAGUCACUAAUUUUGUCUGAGUUAUUAGCCCCCGGGUAGAUAAUUCCUCCUAGCAUGAAGUUAAAGGAAAUUUAACGCAGCUAACAACAAGGAGCGGUCUCUUGUUGUCGGUCAGCGGUCAGUGUGGUGGCGCAGCGCAGUCAGCCUUGCUUGUAUCAGCUCCAUGUGCUUAGUGCGAUGCUUCCAUGGUGGUCACUCGCUUUGUUUAGCCUUUGGAUCGUGCCUUUUUUCCCCUCCCCUUCCCUCCCCUACAGAGAGGAGAAGUUGUUACGUCACGUUGCCAUGGUAGCAAAAUUUUUGGAUGAUCAAAGCGGAAACGACACUUAAAAAGUGUAUUCGCACAUGUUGGCGAAAUUCUCUAGGUUUGAAUCCGAAAGUACCGUAUCUAAGUUUAGAAGAGGAAAAAGACAACUUUUGUGUUGUGUUCACCUACUCCAUAAAGCAAGCAUGUGAAAUUGGGAAUUUUCCGGUCGCAUGGGCGCAUCGACGGCAAAAAAAUGUGCAAAAUAGCUCGAUGCACGUGUAAAUUUGCUGUUUUGUCACUAAAAGCCUUUUACUUUUUUUGCCGUUCUCCUUCUGUCGCCGUCGUCGUUGGUUUUGUUGUCAUCCAGAAAUAGUGCUACCAUGGUGACGUGACGACAUACUUCUCUCCAUUCUCCACUGAUAUAUCAGUGUGAUAGGUGCCUGGUUCCAUUGGCUUAGGGGCUUACUGGCUGGAAGGCACGGGUUUACCAGCCGUGGGGGCGUAACUCUGUCCAGUUGCUGGCUUUGCCAAAAGUGGAAGCUUCUGGACAUCUCGGGCACCCACCUCCAUUGAACGUCGCAGUUGUUAACGGCUGAUUUUUAGAGGAUGAACAAGUUUUAAGGACAAAAAAUUCCCAGAAAACAAUUAGGGAAGAAUUUCAGACGAUUGUUUUGUUAUAAAACAAUAACUGCAGUAUUAAGUGUUCUUGGGUCUACGAGACAUUGCAACAUUUCAUUUUGUCGUUGGUAAAGACAAGGAAAUCUAACCUGCAUCUCAGUAUUUUGUCGAUGACGUCUUUAGGUGUAUCAAAGACUUCAGCUGAUCUUUCCUAUAACUGGUUUUAUGUUGUUACCUCACAACGUGAACACGAGACUUAAAACUAACAGGUUUGUGAAAUGUGUGUUCUUGUCUAUAUUACUAAUAGAUCAAGUAUUCUUCCGCAUUAUCGAAAACAUACUCCAGCGAGACCUUUCUACUGAACCGGUUUCGGUCGAAUGAUAUCCUGGUUUAUAGGUGCAUUAUAUUUUUUGACGUCGGAGUUUAUUUCACUUGCUUUAUUUAAACUUGUCCCGGGUGUUUAAUGUCUCGAAGUUGAUUAAUAUGUCAUCUUUCUCAAGUUCGAGAUAUCCCAUGCAUAAGUCUUUUAUUUUUUUUCUCAAGACUUGUGUUGCACCAAUAAUCAUUCUACUCCUUCAACUUAAACCUGAUUAUAAUACUCUUUUUAGGGAUGGGUCGGCAAGAAUUACUUACGAGCUUAUCACAGAUUGUUCUCAACGUACAGUGGCAUCCAACAGUCCAGCGGUGGUGUCAGUCAAUCGAGGAGGUCAACUGUCCACUUCAUCAGUGUCUGGAACAGGUGUUGUGUUGGUGACUAUCCAUGAAGAGUUUGGCAUCAAUCAAACUGCCGUUGUGCAUGUGGAGGUAUAUCAACCCCUAUUGUUUCACAACCGUGGCUUGUUUGACAAAACUUUGAACUUCCUUUCAUCUUUAUUUAGGGAACAUCUAUAAAAUCCCUUUUUGAAUACUUAAUCCACUCGAAACGGUGGUUUGAAUGCGGUUUUCUUUUUACUAACCUUAGGUUCUGAGCCUGCUUUCCACUUGUGUUUAUUGAGAGGCCAGAACGCUUCUAAGUUUUUUCGUUAUAGUACAAGCUUUCUACAUACAUUUUAAAACCAUUGUGUCCUUCUAACAAAGAAGUUGAAAACAAUUGCAUCCAGGUGAGACUAAGCUUACACAGCUGAUUUAUGGCUUCGAUGUCCAGCAAAGCCGAACUAAUGUAUAAAACCCGAAAGGAACUCUUUUUAAUUGGGGGUUUUAACCAAGAUAUGUACAUGAACUUUGUCGAAAAUCGACUUCCUAAUAAAAAUCUAGUUGAUUUUCGUCAUCGGUUGUGCUUCUUAAACAAAAUAACGGAGCUGACAAGGGUAACAGAUAGAACAAAGAGCUUACUUGAUGUUAUUCUGGUCAGUCACUCAGAACGCUACAUAAUUUCGGGUAAUUUGCAACUUGGUUUAAGCGAUCACGAUCUUUGUUGUUAGGAAAAGUAAACUUCUACUCCCAAAGCCAUGCUUAAUUGAAUAUCGCAGCAUAAAGAACUUUGACAAUGCGGAAUUCUUGACCGAGUUAAAAAACGCCCCUGGGGCACAACGCAUGCGCCGGUCAAGAAAAAAUGGGUGCGCAGUGAUCAAUUACCCUGGAUCUCAACUGAAAUUCAGCACGAAAUUGCCCGGCGCAAUUGGCUGUUUAAACGCUACAGGAAGAACCCAACUAAUAAUCUCUGGGUUGCGUAUAAGCAACAGCGUAAAUAGAAUACUGUAGUCCCCUCCUGUUAGGGGUGGGGAAAUUCCAGGCCAAUAAAAUUGAAGACGCGAAUCAUUAUUUAUUAAGGACACGGGAAAUCAUUGUCUUACCAAGAACUCUUAAAUAUAUGUAAGUUGGACACUUUAGAGUGUAGGAAAAAGCAGCAAUCUCUGAUCCUAUUAUUUAAAUGCAUUAGGAAUAUAGGGCCGAAAUACAUUAAGAGACUUUUUUAGCAUAAGGGAAACGUCUUACAGUUUAAGAGGAAAUGGAAAUCUUUGCGUUCCCAAAGGUAAUCUUAAUUUUAUGAGGAACUCUUUUACUUACAAGUGCGCUCAGCUAUGGAAUAUACUUCCAGAAGAUGUCAAGCUGGCCAAUGAUGUUAAUAUUUUUAAGUCUAAGCUAGGAUCAAUUUAGUUGUAAUUUGUAUGUUCUUAAAUUUUUUUGUAAUUUUUAUAAUUUUUUAUGUUCAUGUGUACAUAGAUUAUAGAUUACAUUUUUUUACUAGAUAUUGUUAUUAUUAUUGUAGAUUUAAUGCACGUUCAUGUUUUGAACGAGCACUUGUGCUCUUAGACGAGAACGUGGUUAAAUAAAUUGUUGUUAUUGUUGUUGUUAUUGUUAUUGUACACAUCAAAUAGUAUUAUGUAAAAUAAAAGGAAAGGCUUGUUAAAGAAUACUCACUUGCUGUCCGACGUUAACACCAUUUGUAGGUCAAAGCAGUGUCAUCAUUAUCCAUCACAUGUCAGUCUCCUCCUGUCAGAGCAAACUCAGACGAGUUCCAGACUUUCCCUCUGGGUAUGAAUGCGUUGUUCGCUGUAACUUUGCAUGACAAUAUUGGACGGGAAUUUGCUGUUGCUAGUAUUCCUCUAAAGUACAGAUUGAACAGGCAAGUUGCUAAAUUAAAGAAGAUUAAACUAUUUAUUACAUUACCAGAAGAUAACAUCUUGUUCUAAAAUAACCAUUUAUAGUAGAGGUUAUGGAAAAAAAAAGAGAGAACCUUUUAUGUAAUUGAAUUAGAUAUCUUAAAGUAGUUUUUACCAGGUUUUAUGCAGUUUGUUUUUUAAGUACCGAAAGUAAUUUUAGUGUUCAACAUAUUUUUUUUGUUGUUGUUGUUGUUUGUUUUUUACGCUGACGAAAAUAGCGGCUAUUGAUUUCGGCGCUACAUAAAAUUUGUUAUUAUUGGGCAAACUGAAUGUCAAAGAACGCACAUCCCGCAUACAACUUUUCAAGUAUUGAGUCUUGAGUGAAGUUUGCAGCGGCCAAUAUGUAUGUCGUAGUCUCAUCCGUUCAGAAGCCCUUUAAAAACAUUGAGACGUUUAUUAAAGGACUUGAGUAUAGGACUAGGAAUUUGUUUUCACUUUCUGGCCUUGCAUACGGUGGGUAAGAAUUUGACUCCAGGUGCAUUCGCUUUAUAUUUGAGAAAAAAAAUUAAGCGAGUUGGAAUUACCGUACAGCAUCAAGGAACUCAAAUUGAAUUUGCCAUAGGCGUUUUUGCUACCGUCACGUUACUCCCUACUAGUGUCCUUACACACGAUUCGCUGCCUGCAUCGGAUGCAGGGAGUGAUGUGUGCUCAUUAGUUGUAUUUGUGGUAUCAGUCAUUUACGACGCUUCGGAUCCCUAACCUGAUGCAUGCACUUAUUUUGUUGUGGAUAGGUUUGAUGCUGUCCAUGUUGCACCUGGACCUGAAAAUGGCACAUUUUAUGCUCGAGCAAUGAACUUCGGAGAAGCCAUUCUUAAGGUCAGUAAAUAGUAAAAAUUCGGUUUAGAAAGUUCAGCGUCUAAAACGAAAAUAUUCAAAACCACAGUGACCUCGUUCAUUACGCAUACAGGGGAAAAAUCCGCAAGCUGGAAGUGCAAGAUGAAGUAAAAAUGAAAAAUUAUACAAAUAACACAAAUCAACACACAGUGUUCAUAAAUAUACAAUAAAGUAUGGACGUGUAAAAAUGAUCGCCGUCCGGAAGUGUGUACAACGUUUUAUUCGCAUGCAUGGAAAGUAGUGCGUCAUACCUGGGGCAUGGAAGAAUGGGUCUCUAGCCAUGCAUUCGAGAAGUUAUAAGAAAAUGCACACAAUAGUGGCGGUAAUUUAUCCGGCGCGAAGAAUUAUGGGGUAAAUGUCAUUAUGUUCUUCUUUUGAAUUGAAGAAAGAUCCUCACUGUUAUAUACACCACUUGGUCAGAUUUAAACCUAAAGAAGAAACGAUAGUCAUAACAUCAUACAGUACUCUCUCGACAUCAGUGGUCAUAGUAAUUUUACAGGACGCGGGUGAUAUAUAAAUCUAGUUUAUGAACUUGCUGGGUCCCUUAGAGUGACUCCGUAUCUCAGCUGGUACAGGCGCCCGCCCGGUGUUUGGGAGAUCAAAGGGAGGAAACUCCUUUUUUUUUGCUUUUUGUGCCCCGCUUGAAACGUGACGAUUAUCACAUCUUCCCUUCCACCACCGAACUUGAAAUUUAAAGUUACCCACCUCUCUCUACCGCAAAAGCGAUCCCCUGAAGUCCUCACAAUACGUAAACGUGAUUCAGGAACGAAUGACGUACAUUUUAGAUCGCUAGAAAACAAAUGAACGGUUUAGGCCGCGAGGAGAUACCCCUCUCAGAGAAACGCAUUGUUGGGCUUUUAAACUAAGCAACAGAUUUGCUGGGUACAUUUUCUACAGUGGCAAGGGUUUUUAGCAAAUUAUACGCUAGGAAGACUGCAUUUUCACAUGCAUAAAACCCUGUGUUGUCUCUCUCUAGGUGUGGGAUCCGAGCGCAGCGGACAUAGCAGACUACAUACGCAUAAGGGUAGGACAUGGUCUGACUCCGUCGAAAGCCACACUGUUACUAGGAACGGUACAGCAGUUCAGCACUAGUGUUAUAUCAGAAGGUACUAUUAGAAAUCAGUCGAAACAAAAAAAAGAUACUUAUACAUUAAUCACGUGUGUAUGAGCAUGCGCUUGUGUAGCGAUGGGUCUUUAUUUGAUGCAACUUUCGCUCUUUAAGUUACUACGGCUAUACACCGACUUUUAAUAUGCGAUUAAUCUUCGUGCUCUUCACACAAUUUAUGCCAUAGACCCAGUUACCAUCAGGAAUUUAGUGGAAUAUCUCCAUGUUUUACUAUCUUGUAGUAUUGUCAAGGUUAGGAUGAUACCUUCAGAAAAAGACGAUAACAUGGGGGGAAGUAAUCUUUGUAGUCAUUUUAUUUGUAUAGAAGUAUAUUAUUUAGCCGACGUAGCCGUUUAGUCAGAAGCACGGAAUUUUUUUUUUGCCCAAAUAUAAUCAGAGAAUUCAAGGCUAAAAACUUGGAGCUUGUUACGCUUAUACAUGUAUUUCUACCACCGAAAGAAAUCGUUCCGUGGCAUAAAAGAUGAAGUAAUUUUGCUGCUAUAAAAUGCAACCCUGGGAACACAUAAAGAGCCACAAUGUUAAACGGUAUGGCUUGAAAACUUCGACCAGCGACGAAGUAAGAUAAGGCUGUUUACAUUUCUUCACUAUAUCACGAAGCCUCUCGCCGAAAUCAGCAAAAUUCAUCUGCAGUCUGUUUGACCUCAAGCUACUAGCUGCAAACCUAUCUACCAGUUAUCUGUAGCUUCUGUUCUCAUUCAGUAAAACCAGCAUGGUGACUACAAACAAAAUGAUAUGGCAAGCUUUGCAGAAGCGUUGUGCAAGGCGACGAAGUCGGAACGGAAUCUUUUUUUUUUUGGAGUUUAGAAUUUUGAAUUCUUUCAGAACUGUACUCGAACCAAUUACAUGAUUAUGGCAGUUUUGAUUAGACUUGUGACGUGUAAAAGCUUGUUUUCGUUUUGGGGACAAAGAAAAGUUUUAAGCUGCAAAAUUUACCUUCGGGGAAUUCGACCUUGUUUCCUUCACGGCGAAGCCCCUGUCCUUUUCUGAACUGCGACCAAGUCAGCAAAGUUUUUAAAGAUUUUUCGGGUACAUUUUACACAUUAUGCUCUUGGAAAGUACGUUAUUGAAAGGAGAUUUAUGUAUCUGUAAAUGUUUCAUAGACGUUUAAUAGGUUUUUGAUAGAGUUUUAAAGAAAAAUUGGGAAAUGUGCCCGAUUUGAGACAGAUUUAGUGUCAAUUUUUGCCAUGUGCGCAGCCGAUUUUACUUUUGUGAACGGAUCCACUAUACAGUCAGUGUUACGUGAUUGCUUUUAACGGUAAACUUAUGGGUUUUCGAUUAAAAUUUUUCAAGAAACAAUUUGUCUGUCUAUUGUUUUCUGUUUGCUCAUUUAUAAAAUUAGUUGAAAACAUCGUCGUGAGACAGCAUCUAUGUAAGCAACUUGCAUUUCAUUCUUCUUAUUUCACGCAUCACUUCUGCGAAGAUGUCAGCGAAUUUUAUACAAUUUUUACUUUCGAGUUCAGCAGCUAGUUUAUUAGAAAAUAUGUUACUAGUUAUUCUAGAUAGAUAGAAAGUGAUUUUUUUAAGGAUAUUUGCGCUAAUGGUCACCCAAAAACCCGUUUUUGAAGUGACAACUUCAAGAAAUCGCUUCUCGUACGGUGCAUGUCAUGAGUAGUCGACUUUGUCCUGUUCGGAGGAAGUCAAUCCUGGUCAUUUGGGUCUGAAUAAUAUUCCGUUUUUCGUCAAAUAGUUAACCUCGUAAAACAGUAGUUGCCUUUUGCAGUGCAUCAUGUAGAUCUCGAUACAAGUUUUCCCAAGCACUUGCGCGAUAAUCUCGUUCAUCAGUAAUUCCAUAUUGGGAAGUAAAUUUUGAUUGAUUCCCUAAAAAUCCGCGGCAUUGGGACAGAGUUAUACGCUUCGCGGUUGUAUGCUUCUGAUUUGUAUUAACCUACAUUUGAUGGCAUUGUCUGAUAUCCUGUUGGAAUUUGCUAUCCUAUGACGGUUUGUUUAGCAGUGGACAUUAGAAACUACUUCUUUUUAGUUUGUCUCAACGUUCUGAUAUUGUCUACACCACCAGUUUUUUCCUUUUAAAGAAGCUUUACAGACCCGAACGAUCUCAUUAGUUAGUCAUCUGAUACACCUGGGUUCAAAGCAAUGGCCGAAACAUUUUGCUCAGUUAUUUUUUGGUACGAAUUAAAAUUUAGCGAGUUUAUAUGUAAGUAUAAACUUUUUUAUGAUUUGUAGUUCUUUUCACUUAUAAUACCAAAUGAGAUGUCCAUAUACCUUAGUUCAAUUAUCAAUAUCAAGGUGGAAAUUUAUCAGGAAAGGCAUUCCGUAUAAUUUGUCUCUAAUACUCCAAUUGAAAAUUCGUAUUUUUUUGGCACAACCUUUAUUUCCGUCAGAAAUUUCAGGCUUUCCUGUUUCACACCUGAAAAGCGACAAAAUUUCACCCAUCGAGUCACGCCUGCAAAACGUAACUCAAAAGGGCCUCAAAAGGUCCAUGGUCAUUUUUUCGUACUAACAGGAAUUGUUCUCCAAUUUAAGGUGUUGGAGGUGUGUGGUCUUCCUCAAAUAGCCGAGUAAUCAACAUCAACUCGACAACUGGCGUCGCUGUGGCAACAGCGGCAGGAACAGCUAUUAUUUAUUACAGGAUCCCAGAACUUUAUUCUGCGCAGACGGAAGUCAAAGUCGAGAGUUUGACUUAUAUCCGUGUCAUCCCAGAUGACUCUUUGAUUAUCACAACCGUCCAACGUCAUGAUGGCCGAGGUUUUGUCAUUCCCGUCAGUUUGGGUCACGAUACGCUUUCUGUAGAGGAGACAUCCAAAACUUCUGGCCUUCCCGAUGGAAUACUGCUAUAUGAAGGCUUGGGAGCUCAGUAUUCUAUUCCUGUCCACUGCAUUCUUAACUCGGACUAUGGUAAUAACUUCUUUGGGGACAUAAACUUCUACGAUCCGUACGACGUUUUUGAGGUCAAGCCUGGACUAUUUAAUGGCAAACUGAUGUGUUACUUGAUUCCAAGAAUUUUGACAGCAGAUGUCGAGCAUGCUGUAAUUAUGAGCGAGGCGAAGCUCAGCCUUACUGUUAAGGUGUUUGAUGAGAUUCACGGACGCAGCAUCUCAUCAGAGGCUACAAGCCUGCCAUUUUUACCUCCCUUCCAGCUCGGGGAUACUGAACUGGAGUUAACAGCUGACACAAGAAAAACGACUAUCACUGUUGUAGGCACUGCUGAUCAGCUAAAUAACCUAGAGGUAAGAGAUUUCCUAUUACUUUUGAAUAAAAAGAACAUGGAGUAAAUAGACCGGUUAAAAUAUUUCACUCCCAGAGUCAGUCCUUCAUAUUUGUUACAUGAUUUUUAAGUCUCAAGCUCAUAUCAAACCUCAUAGCUCAAUUACUCAAUUGGAAGCUGCAACUGCUUCUCACUUGGCAUUGGUAAAAUGUUUAUAAUACAGUCAACUCCCUUUAUAGCGGACACUAUAGGGACCUUAAGUUAGUGUCCUCUGUAGCGAGAGUCCGUAAUAGCGGGAGUUUAUUUCAGUCAAAUGUCUGUAAUUUAUUUUUGUCCGAAAUUUAUCUGCUGUCCGUAUUAUCGAGGUGUCCGUUAUAGCGGGGUGUCCGCAAGGCGAGAGUUGACUGUACAGUAAAAGCCCACAUAUAAGAACCCAGUGAUUUGAGAACUUACAGGCUGAAAUUUGGCACCAAGUAACCCAAAAUAUAAGAACCUGUUCAGCCUAGAAAAGAAAAAUACGUUCUUAUACAAAAAAAUCACUCCAAUUUUGAUCGUCAAAAUUCUGGUUUUUAAUUGUGUGAGAAACUUCUGACAAAAAGUUAUUGUGUAUAUGUUUUCUUUGAUUUACGUUUGUUUGGAUUUUCACAAGAAAUCUGUUUUCCAUAAACCAUUAUGUAUCAGUAGCACAAUUUUUCUGCUAAGGGCUACACUACAACAACCUCUGAAAAAAAAACAACCUAUUAAGAACCUAAUUAGCCGGAAUUGUGAAGAACUACCCUAUAAUAUAAGAACCUGUUCAGCCUGACCCCCAAAAUUCUAGGUUCUUAUGUGUAGGCUUUUACUGUAUUUGGACUUUCUAAUGUGGUGAACUGUAGCUGAAGAUGACUGAUCAGUACAGUACCUGUGGUACCGUUUGUUUUAAAAAAUAUUCCAUAUUCAGGGCUCGAAAUUAACUUUUUCGUUCGGGAGCCAGCUGGCGACUAACGGAAAAAUUUUGGUCGCCAGAUCGUAAAUUUUGGUCGCCAACUUAUUUUGUAUAUAACUUACACAAGAACACGAUUUUAUACGUUACUUUGCACGCAAGAAAAGUCACAACUGAAGAGCCAAAACAAUUAGAAACAACAUGAGUAACACUUAGUUAUAAAGCUACCGUUGUUCUCAGGUUAUAUGUCUCAGGUCCGAAGGUGAUGGUUGUCCCCAUAGUCAUUUUAAAUGAAGCGAAGCAUAAAACGUUUUAAGUCCGUGGUUUUCAUUCUGAGACAAACACGGGUCCUCGCGUAUUUGCCCUUUGCUACUUCUACGAAAUGGCGUUCUUUAUUUUCGACUUGCUUUCCUCGACACCUUUCGCUGCCGACAAACAACGCCAUGCUUGGCCCAGGCCUCUACACAACCACAUUGCUCGUACCAGUCUCCGACCGGGAGGAAACAUAAAUGGGCUAAGUGCCGUUUUUCGGUCUUCGUUUCAUUUUAGACAGAACGUUGUAGGAAAAUAAAACCUAAAAUAUUGCGGGAGUUUACGGAAGCACCCGCUUGAAUUAAAUCGCUAUCUCCUUACCUUAAAGUAUAAAGAAACGUUGUUAAGAACUAUUCACUCAGGUACUUUUUCUAUUAGUGAUAGUUAUAUCCAUUUAUUAAUCGCCCACUUUCCCUACAUCAACAACUGAUGAAGGAUUCAAAGUUUGUAUUAACCUUUUGGCUGAAUCUUCAUUCCCCGUACGUAAAUACUCACGUAUUUCCUUCAACUGAUUUGUAUCUGCCGCCAUUUUCGCGGCAAAUGAAAAGCACAUGGUGUUGAAGUGCGCCUGCGAUCCCAGGUUCGGAAGAAGCCACUGAAACAAUAUGGCGCGCCGUGAAUGCAGUUUCGACGUGUCGAAAUACGUUCAAUUUUUUCGAUUAUCUUGUAAUAUUCAGACAUUAUUUUACUGGGGACGGAAAGGUGAGUUGUAUACUAGCUACCAUAUCCGAUUGAUUUCCUAAUAUAAAGAUUUAAAAACAAAAGUUGUGUCGUGGUUUUCUUUAGCCAUCAGACAAAACGCGAGUCGCCAGUCCUAAAUUUUUGGUCGCAUUGGCGACCAGUGAGUCGGAAUGUUGAGCCCUGCAUGUUGAAUUUUCGAUGUUUGCGUAAUUUUGUUUUUAAUUUCCCGAUUUUAGAGCUUACCGGUUUAUAAAGUAAUUUUAGGAUCGUCAUUUCAUUUUUCUUUUUUCACCAGGUAAGGUCCCAGGACUCAUCACUAGUAGACCUCUCAUACCUAUCUCGUACGGGGGACAGACGAGUGGAAUACGCGAUAGAAGUGAUAGGACAAAAUCCCAAAUCAUUUAAGAAAUUAUGGGUGGAAUUUAAAAGCAAGCUAACGGGCCAGCGAGCGUUAGUGUACGUCUCCUACUCUGCCCCUUAUGGAGGUGCCGUCCCUAUUUUGUUGCCAGGUGGAGGCGAAAGCGGGCAACAGUGUCCGACAGCCACAGGAACACCAACCGACAGGAGUUUUCAAGGUUUCCUUCUAACGCUACUUGGCCACACAAGUGCUUGGAUCAUUGGUUUCUCCCUCUUUAUUGGCUUGCUCAUUCUUGUAUUGAUCCUGUGCUGCACACCAAGGCACAGGGAUGUUGGUCCAGGUGGUGUUACGACGAGUCCUGUUUCAAGCGCCUACGGUGGUACCCCAUUUCGUGGGAGCUCAUACGGCCAGGAACCAUAUCGUGAAUCCCCUGCGGGAACCUAUUCUGCUGGAAGACGCCCCUAUGUUUUUUCACCAGGGGCAGGUGAUAUAUCAUCAGGACGAUCUAUCCCCGAGGAAAACGAUGAUACUCGACGAGAGCGUCUUGCAACAUACAGGCGUACCCAUACUACCAGCCGUGCCUUUCUAUCUGAAGAAGGUUCUCAAACACCCGGAGGUUCACUGCCUUUAGGUCGCGUAUCUCCGAGUAAAUCUCCUGGUCUUUUCAGUGUUACCCAGUAACACAGUGGAAGUUAUUUGUUUUAGGGUUGGGGUUUUGAUAUAAAGAAGGAUUAGCGUGGUGUGAUAUUUUCCAUUUAUGGCAAUCUCAGUUUAAUAAGACAUCUUUGGUCAUUUCCGUGCUCCUUAGAUUUCAUGAGAAAGGAGCUUUCUCGCUUGUUCGCGUGCGAUAACCGGAUAUAUUGGCAAGAAAAACUACUGUAAGCUCUUGCUGCUUGUGGACGCAUGUCUUCCUUUCAUAGUCUUUUAUGACAAGGAAGUCAGUAAUUUCUUUUUGUCACGUCAAAGCAGAAGUGGCGUUUACCGAGUUGUUUUGCUUAGAUGUACUGUGUCCAUUAUGGGGUUACGGUCCAUGCAUCACCUCACUUUAAGAGGAAUAGCAAUGCGUUUCUCUCGUAGGCUAUCAUAUUUGAAUUACAUUUUCGGCCCCCCUGAUUCGCCAACAUAUUUAUUUAUUCACCAGGCUUAAAAUUCACCACCUCUUCAACUAAGGAAAUGCCACCUAUUGGACAUUUCAAUUGCAACAGUACGUGAACAUUUAGGUCGCAGGUUCAGCUGGCUCUGGGAAAACUAGUUAUUUUUUCCCAAGUCGGCUGUGUUUUUGACAGAAACCCAUCAUUCUACGUUGUCUAUGCGGUAAGAGUUAUAAUUAAUACUAACCAUGACUACAAAAAUCGCAUUGUUCUAAUCUACUGAAUAUGGUACACUAGCACUGCAAAUAAAGUGUGAUCAUUGCUUUCUUUUUCUCGUCGUUUACUAAACCAACAAUUCGUAUUUCUGGGUACAAUUUGAAUUAUUGUUGAAAGUAAAAAAGAACACAUUCACAAGUUAACCUCUCCUUCCUACAACCCUUCUAAAGUCGAACAUUUAGUCAUGCAAUCUCUUGUUCAAUUCAAAUGAAUCUCUUUGGCAGAUAUUUUCAAUAGCACUUUUCACUUUCUGCAUCUUGUGGGAUGAAAUCUGAAGCCUGUCUUGAAUGUUCGACUUUGGGUUGUCUAAGGAGUGAAGGGACCACUGUGAGAAGUAUUUGCCGUCAUUGUACUAUUUCUUUUGAAACAUUAAAUCGCUGCUUCAGAAAGCUCAGUUCGGAUGUACUUCGUACGUUAGCUCUAGGACUUGAUUUUAAUGAACUUAUAACAAAUGGAAAAGCUUUCACUCUUGUGCGAUAUUCUAUUAACAAAAACAACCUUAUUGUCGGUCUUUUGUAGUAGGUUUGUCUCGAUAAAAUAUACUUGGUAAGAUGAUUUUCGUCCUUGUCAUUAGUCCUGAUAUUGUGCUUCUGCUCUUCAACACUGCUCCUAUGUACAAUAAGAAUUCCUAUUGGCGGUGAACAAUAAAUUUAAAAAUUGGGAAGAA